ACAUCCGCAGCAGUGACUGGCCAAUAAAGCAGAGAAAAUACGUAAGCAUCGACGAAGGCUCGGCGCAGGCGGAGAAAGCUCAGUGUGAAGCAGACUGAGCCUCCUCCAGCUCCACUCGUACUGCUGACAUCUCUCAGCGAGUACAACCAGGGCCCGGAUCCCUGUAUUUUAUAUGAAUUUUACGCACGGAUAAGACAGCUGCACUACGGUUCAUUGGAGGAUAGGCGGAAAAAAACCUCCGAAAGAAGGUUCGAGUAUCUGCAGGGGCGAAUCCUAUCUAGAGCAAGAUGUUAGAUCCGUCAUCCAGCGAGGAGGAAUCUGAUGGGAUAGUGGAGGAGGAGACCAAAGAGGCGAUGGCACCUCAGGCCGGAUCCCGCAUCUCUCCCAGCAGGACUAGCGAGAGCUCGGGUGGUCUUGCGCCCAGCAGCAGCCGCAGCAGCGCCCGUCCGACCAGCCCGAGUCCGUCUGCAGCCAGCGAGGAGAAGGAGGACUUGGACAAACUGCAGAGGGAUGAGGAGGAACGCAAGAAGAAGCUGCAGUUGUAUGUUUUUGUCAUGCGAUGCAUCGCGUACCCAUUCAAUGCAAAACAGCCCACAGAUAUGGCACGACGACAGCAGAAGGUAAGGAGCCCUCGGUGCAAAGACAUCAUUAAUAACCACAUCCUGGCGAAACGCCUCCUUUCAUAUCGCAGAUGUUGUCAUUGAUGACCUACAUAAGGUAGAGCACAGAGGGGGGUUUUUGGCCACAAGGCCCACCCGAUAGCGCGCGGAUGCUGCACGGUCCCGGUGAAGAAAAGACUCAGUUUGUUUGUUUUUUCCCCGUUUGACGCAAAAUGUUGAAAUCCACAGAGCAUGACAGGAGCACAGAGAGGGAAAAAAAGCGCUUCAGAGCUCCUGAUAGUGAAAGAAAGGACACAUGGUUUGGUGCUGCAGAGCUGCAGACUGAGUGCAGCUCAUGGUCCUCCACACACACUUGCUCUCAACUCAGAUCAAUCCCAGCAAGUCCAUUAAUUGAAAGGGCGUUCAGGGGAUGGUGGAUGGCGACUUUCAAUGAGACGGCGUCAUUGUCCUUGUUUGCUUGUAUCUCAAAAAAAGACUUGUUUUUGUGUCACUAUUUCAUGCCUUCAUUGGCGGAUACCCAAUUCCAACCCGUUUGCGCCAUCACUUAUCCCGUCAAUUUGGCCUCCCAAGGUGACUUUUAGGCUCAGACCUCUUGAGGAAGGUUGCUUAAUAGCUUUCCUCCUCCUCUGCAGAUGAGCCAGGCCCCCUCUCGACGGGUUACAAUUAAUUAAUUGGAUUCAGCAUUUUCUACGUCCUCACAUUCGUUUUUCUUUUUACUCUAUUUGCUACAGGGGACUCAGGUUGUGACAAUUAUGCAAGUGACUGUAAGGGACAAGGCCCACAUCCUGGUUUCACUUUGCUGCUGUGAAGCUCCAUUCAUGUUGAAGCCAAUUUUGGGUCAUGCUGUCCUACACUGUCAAAGACACCCAGCCCAAGUCCUCCUGUACCAGAAGACAAUCAAAAGCCAGACUUUACUGUCCUUUUAUAUCCGGUACAAGCAACAGCUACUGUUUGUGUUUAAAGACUUGAGUUAAAAGUGAAUUUAAUUUAUAAAGAAAGGUAUAAAAAGUCAUCUUAAAUGCUUACUCUUUAGAUGAGAACAGAUUUUGUGUAGGGUUUCCUUUGUUCUGUGAAAACAUUGAUUAUCCCAUGGCUCACUGAGGCUGUAGUAGCAGUUUCUAGUAGCUCCCCUCACAAGAAGUUGAAUUUAGUGUGCUGUGUGGACCCGGCAACGAUUCAUUCAGCUCAGUUAAUCUAUGGCUGAUCUAGUCUCGCCUGCAAUGAAACACUGUAAACAAUGCUGUGGAAAUUGCUCGAGUUGGUGUUGUUUUUGUGUAACCUGCAGACAAUCCAUCUUCCUCCGGACCCGCUUUAAGCCAUAUGGUCUGAAAUUUCUGCUGACUCAUGCACAAGUGCAUGUGGGAGGCUUAAACCACGGUAUUUUCAUCUAUUUGUUUGUUUGGAUUCCCAUUUAGCGUAGGUUACUGGUAGUCUAAUGCAUGCUUAGUGAUCUAGUGGCUUAGGCAGCCACAAUCCUCUGCUGUGGGUGAGUGGGUAUCAGGACAAACAAGCAAGUGCUUCCCAUUAGACCAGUGUGUUUUUCUGCCCACAGUCUGAGUGGAGACCUAUUAUCCUUUGGUUAGACGGAUGACUUUAGGAAAAAAUAAUGUGCAAAAUUAGAGCAAAAAAAACAAACAAACAUAUUUUUUAAAACUACUCUUUAACUUUGAUUUAAAUAGGAUUAAUAGAAGAUGUUAUUUGAUUAUAGAAAUUAUUGGUUAUGUACAGUAGAGUGCAUUAAUGCCAUAGACUGUAUAUAGAAUGGACAGCGUCUGCCUCCUCACUGGGUGAAGCCACUCCGAGAACAGCACCCUCUGGUGACAGGCUGCAGUAUAGGUCAUAAAUCCCCCCUUCGCCAGAACUGCUAAUGGAGCUGUUGACCAACUUUAGAAAUUAAUUACACAGAACAUACAUUUUUCUUGCGAUGUUGACAUGUAGUUAUUGUAAGACUGGUUUGUGUUCAAGUCCUCUUUUAUCUGUACAGCUCCGUUUUUAAAAGUUAUUAGGGGGUUCGUGUUUUCUAUGAUUGACACCUGAUACAGCCUAUGGGUGUACGAAGAUUGCGUAGCUCAUCUUGGGAUACGCUGUUUGAGCCGAGCGUCAUCACAGCGACUCUCGGUGACUCUCCCGCCGAAUGCGUACAACGCUACUGCGCAAGUGGUGGAGUGCGUACAAUGCUACUGCGCUACGUUGGUUUACGUUGGUUCAGGAAAUGGAGAGAAAACGCGGAAUUACCGAGAGCUUUACAGCUUCAAAUCCGUAUACUGGCGGAAGGCGGAACCAAGUUGUAUUUACAGUCUGUGAUUAAUGCUAGUUGCUCGCUUUAUGGCAGCUUGGCACAUUUCUAGUGUAACUUCGUUUUUGAAGAGUGACCUUUGACAGCCACUGAGAUCCAAGUUUGUCCUUUACUGUUUAAAGAAAUAGACUGUUAGCACUAAACUGAUAACACUGUUCCCUCUAAGACUCCCUUACAUGUUCACUUCUUACACCUCCAUCAACAAUAACUCCUCCCUGCGUUGGCUGUACAAUCUGAUAUGUAGCCUAUAACCAUUUUGGCUAUUAUAGAUUAGUCACAGAAAUGUGAUGAAGCAAUUUCUGUAAUGAAAAGACUCAAAGGCCUCAGCAAAACAUGUGGAGCAGCUCCAUGAUAAUCCGCUAUUAGAAGCUCUGGCACAUAAACGGCAGUGAUGGGCUAUCACAGAGAAACAGGCCCGGCUGCAGAGUCUGCAAGCUCCUCUGCUGCUGCUUCUUCAAAUGUGCUGCUGUAACCUUGUGAAAGGGUAACACAAUAGGGAAGAAACAGGCAGUUGUGUCCUUUUGAAGCAGUGAGGGAAAUGUUUUUCAGUCUCAAGCAGCAGUCAUGAAAGCUGCUGCUGCUCCUGCUGCUGUUGGCGAAGUCUAGGGCUGUAUGCAUUUUUAAUUGGCGACUCCUGUCUUUGCAUUGUAAGGCUAACUGUCUCAGGAUACUCUCACACUAACUAACACCCCAUUGCUUGCCAUGAUGUACGGGGAAUAUUGAGGUUAUUUAACACAUAGAGAUUACAUUGCUGUUAUUAAAUGUAAAUAUGGCGUCAUUAAGGAUUGUUCAAUGGGCGAAAUUCUCAUUUAUUGAAUGACAACAGCUGCCUGAAUGGCGUCCACAGACAAAUGAAAUAUACAGCUGACAUUACAAGGCGAAGGCAGGAUUGCCAUUAACUAAUUAUAACAGUAGCAUUUACAGGCAUUUGUGCACCAUUGUUUUGAACCAUGAUUGACACCUUUAGUAGCUUAAAUAUUUUGUUAGUUCAACAUAUGUCAAAAUUUACAAGACCAACUAUGUCCAAAACAAUUAAAAUUUCCAACAGCCUCAGCUAUAGCUUUGGUUUGGGGGCCACUAGGCAAACACUACCAUGCCAGCACAAUAACCUUAGUUGGUGGGGACGAUAAAAUCAUAGAGAUUAAACAUAAGAGAGUUUAUGUUAUGUUGUGAACAUUAGCUAAAGUACUAUUGCGCUUAAGAACAGCCUUCUGGAAGAGCUAGCAUGGCCAACUGUAUGACUGUAGCAAAAAACAUGAAAAGGAAAAGAAUCUAAUUGAAUUCAGAUCUGAAUCAUAGGUGGAAGCUCUCACACAAGUCAAACAAAAUUAUACAUUAGCACUUGAGAAUAGAAUGAAAUAUGAUUAAUUUGGCAAAUGCGUUUCAUGGAUCACAAUGAAAGUGUGUUUGAGAACUGAAUAAUGUCCUGGGUUUAGUAUUUUUUCAAUUACUGUAGAAAAUGUGAUGCCCUGUAGAUAUCCUGACCCAAUCAACCCAUCUGCCAGCAGGCUAACUUAAUAGAGUGCCUCUUGGCUCAGCAUUUUAAUACUUUACAGUACGCCGUUGAUACUUGGAAGGAGCAGAGCUGAGAAAUGUGAAGCAGGCUUUGUGAUAUGAAUGUGAAGCAGGCUGAAAUGCAAAUCAGAGAUACUUGGAUGAAGUUUGCUUCUGUGGUGUGUUCAACGCCGAGCCUUGCUGGAGAUUGUGGGUGUCCUAUUGUGAACUGGUUUCACAUGGAUUGGGUUCCCCGGCACGUUUAUAAAACAUAAUAACAUCCUUGUAAUGAAAGCAAAAAGGGCUUUACUUAGUCACGACUUACAGUCAGAAUAGACAUGUCAACACACAAUGUAGGGCGGUGAAAGAGUCGAGGAAAAGAGACAAGAAGCAAUUAAGAAAAAAAGGUUUGUUUGAAGUUUGAUAGAAAUAAAUGGGCAUCCUUAUUCAAUGUUGCCACUCUGAUCACUAUUCAUGCAUUUGUCCAGCGGUUGACCAUAAUAGCUCAUGGGCCAAAAAUUGAUGAAUCGAAACAGAGGGAGCAGGAGCUGAUGAAGAGAGGAAAAUGGGAUGAUGUCAGUGUGAGAAGAAGCGUGGGUAAAAUUAGAAACCCUAAAAAAUUCAGCAGUAUUAAUUCUAACUGGUACAUGAGAAGUGUGACGGUGCAUUAAUAUUAACAUUUCCGCUCACUGUGUGGUUUUAAAAUUGUAUUGUGUGUAUUAUGACCUCAUGGUGACGUCUUUAUCUAGACUUCUUUGCUAAAAAGAAUCAGACAUUUCAUAGAUUAUGUAAGAAAUUAACAUAUAAGUACACAAAUAACUGAGGUGAAACUGCCUGAGCUCACUGUGUUCAUAAAACAUGUCGAAGUGGCUGUUAAAGGAAGAAAGCAAGUAUGCCUUUUGAGUCAUUUGCAUUAUUAUGUAUAUCUUUAAAUGGUAUCCUGCCUGAAAAAAAGACAUCUUCAGAUAAUAAAAGAAGCUUCCCAGUCAGUGUCAAAGUCAAGCUUUGAGUUAACAAUCACACAUGUCAAUCAUCAUUUAACGCUGCUGCUGCUGCUGCUGAAGAAUACGGGUCUCUCACAUUAAGAAGCAGACAUUAAAGCAUGUUUUAGAAACCUGAGUGUGGCAGAAUAAAGGUGUUCAUCAAUAGUUUAGAUAUGAGAGUGAAAUCCAAAGAGGUGACAGCUGAAAAGCAGCAGGAGAACAACCCCCCCCACCCCAUUACCUACAAUUUCUGCAGCCGAGUGUAACAAAUCACAGCUCCACAUAUUAAACAUCUCCCAGUCUGCCUUUAACCAGGAGGGAAGGCUGAGAUCGUAUAUUCCUUCGAAUACUAAUACCGUCUUUUUCCCCGAGGUUUGACUACUUUGAAAGCAGAGACCCCACUCAGGAUCAAAAUAGCUCAUAUUUGCCGAGUGCAUCUUAAAUAAUAUAGACGUGUGACCAAAUUCUCGUACAGAGGGCAAACAUGAGCAGACAGACAGAGCUCCAGAAAUGCAAAUGUUACACCACAGAUUGAAACUUUUUUUUUUUAUGAUUCAAGGGGGCAUCACGUGAGGGGUCUCUGUCUAUAAAAAGACAUUUGACUGCCGUCUCCAAGAACACAGCAUGUACUCAUUAAUUAUAGUACAACCUAUGUGCGCUCAGAGCCUAUAUAAUCCUGUCCUUGGGUAGACAAAUGUUAACUGUGUACCAGCACAACCUUAAUCCUGAUGGUAGGACACAGUAAAACCCUUCCUUUCCAGGAGACGCAGUUAUAGGACAUAAAGCUGAAUCAUCCUUUUGUGGACAGUUGAUGUGUUUUUAUUCUUUUUGUGGGGAUUGAGGAAGAAUAAUCUGCAUGGUGUGCGUCCAUCUGCUUUUUAUUGCUGCAAAGAUAUAAUCCAUUCUGCCAUUACUAUGUGAGUCAGGCUAGGGAAAAACAGUGGAGAGUUAAAGCUGGUUUGUUGAACAUGGACAGCAGACAUAAGCAUCUUUGAUUGUUCAUGCAAAUGAGAAAAAGGUUUACAGAUAGUUUUUUUUUUUUAAGUAUGCUGGUACAGCUGAAACAGUGGGGGACUGCACAUUUUAUGCUCACAAUUCUGACCAAGAUUAUCAAACUAAAACUAAAUUAAUGAAAAAUGUUUGAUCUGUACAAGAAACAUCUGCAAGCAUUUGUUUGAAAUGAGUCAAAACAAGAGAAGAUAAAAAUUGUAGUUUGUAAAAAGUAGAGUCUAGUUAAUUCUGCGUUUAUUGGUUCAGAUGUCGUAUACUAAGAUGAACAUACGUCCUCUUUUUGGGGGGCUCGUCCGGCCUUGUCCGGGGGAGUUUAUCAAAUCCUUCAAACAUCCGGGGUUUUGUAUGGAAAGUUUGAGUUUGUGUCACAUGGACUAACUGAGUUACAAGCGCGUAAAAAACACUCAACACGGCCCCAAAGACUCUCAAAAUUAUCUGUGACUCUGCCCUGCGUAGUAGUGUCCUCUUUUGAGGGAUUCAGAAUGGUGACCCUAUCAUAAACAAAUGUCAUAGUACGUGAUAUUUGGUGUACAUUUCCUGUGGGACCUGUAUGAAUAGUUUUUUUAUUACGCCUUCCUGCACACCCCCUGUCAUGACUCAUCUACCCCCCCUUUUGGGAUCAUCCCUCCUUCUUUGGGUAACACUGUGCUCAAGCAACCUCUCAUGUCGAUUUGCUGCAUUUAGGGAUCCCUCUGCUUGAUACAAGCCCUAUAAAACGCUUCACUUUUACAUCACCAACUAGUAAAAAGGAGAGCAAAUUAAAAAAUCAACUUGUAUAAUCAUCAUCCGGUCUUUUCAAACUAUCUCAAUCUAAUACUUGUGUGCCUCGUCACAGUCGUGACUUUUUCAAAACUUUUAAGUUAGUUUCGCAAAAUCAAAUGAUUCAAAGUCGUAAUUAUGAGGAAUGAGAGUCAUAAUCACUGUCUUGAAAACUUCUUUGGAUUUUCUUUUGAUGAACCAAAAGUGUGGCAUCAUCAAACUUUUGCCAAAUGAAGGCAGGCAGCUGUUGGUGGUUGUUCUGUCUGUCGAAAAAAAUAUUUUUGUGCAAAUAUAUGUCGUUAUAUCGCUUCAAAGGGGAAAAUGACUGGAGCAUGACUGGAAUAAGACAGAGGCGAGAGCAGGGAGGCAGAUUAGCAGUGGUGAUUUUCCACAUUAAAGAAAGAAGAUGGAGGUAUAAGAGCUUCAGGAGACUCAUUACUGCUGUCCUCUGCUGAACUUGCUCUGAUGAGUCGCACUUAGGAAUCAAACACAAACAGCAGCCACAAGCCUGUAGCUUCUGUGUCAUCUGUCAUGGCUGACACAUCUCAACACGUUCUCACAUUGAAGUUGUGAAAUAUGGCAGAUAAGUCUUUGGCUCCAUAGCUUCAAAAUAUGUUAGUCUGGAUUAGUGAUCCUGAACUUACCACCAACAGUUAAGACUUCAAUUCCUGAAAUGUGUCAUUUCAUGGAAGCUGACAACCAGUACGGAGGUGCAUUUCUGCCACCAGUGUGACGUCACUAACCUCAAACUCUCAAACAUCCGUAUAGAAGGAACUGCAUCAGAAUAAGCUCUUUCAAAUCAAACAGCCUUAAAUUCCCACUCCGAUUAUUUUUUUAGUACUUAAAGGUGGGGUAGGCAGGAUUUCGUUAAAGAAGCAUCUUUUUUGUGGUGUAUAUACGAAAAAGCUUUUAAUAUCAGUCAAAAGCUAUUAGUUAUUGAUGACAUUUGAUAAUAUAAUGAUAUCACUGUGUUCUGUUAUGUCUGUGUAGUCAACAUUUAGAAUCUUUUGAGCGGCCCGCUCUUUCUGACUGUAAACAAAGCCAUUUCCCGCCUUCUCGACCUGAUUGGUUGUGAUGCGGACGCUGCUCCCCGUGUCGUUCACGAGCCCAAACAAAGUUAGCGUGCUACAAUAUCGGACAGUAGAAACCAACCAGAAAAUACGGAAAAUUGUCCGAAUCCUCCUUUAGCCACGACUGCCGACACAAGCUAGAAAAUAAAGUAAAUACCGGAGACUCUGGCGGAACAACAGUGCUUAAAGGAGGUAGACCGGACAAGAGCUAAGAAGCCGGGUCAACAUAAAAUUAAAGGGGAGGCUUCGGGAUCUUACAGACCCUGUAACCUUUAUGCUGGACAGGUAAACGACUUAAACGAAGUAAGCCAAAUGUCUGUAACAGAAGUGUUUCUUGUCAAACUGGACCUGCCACGUGUUGUAGCGCCGCUAAACUGUUUAGCUCGGGUCCUGGACUAUGUGACUUAAUCCUAGUUGUAGAAGUCCUGCAAACAUUGUGUUUGCUGGUAGUCUGUUGGCAUCUAAAGUAGCACCAAUGCUUUUCUCAGCGGUCUUUAAAUUGUGAUUAUGAAGCUUUUACCAAAAUCACAUUACCUGUGUCAUUUUCAAAGGCUUUCCUUCUGCAGAGCUCCAGUAGCUCAUUACUAAUUCGCCUCUGAGUUGUGGGCGGAGACAGCGCUGCUCUGCACACGCCUCUUUGUGUUAGCUAGCAGCCUAACAUUGCAGGUGUAGUAGAAGUAGCACAUAACAUAGUGUGACCUACAUAGCGGGGCCGGAGCUUGGAUUGGUUACGUAUGACAUCUCACUGUGUCUGAACCUGCCGUUUGGGUCUGCCAGAGAUUCACAGUGAUUUGAGUGAAGAAAUACUCAGAAAAGCAAUUUGGCAUUUAGUUUUCUCAUGAUAUGUCCUGUAGCAUCAGAAAAAUUCAGUAAGAACAUAUAAAAAAACAAGAAAACAUGAUUUUCAUCGGAGUGGGUCUUGAAAAAGCAGCUUUUAAAGGUGUAUAUGAACGACAGAAGCUGACUCAGAGGAUGCAAUUAGAGCUCAAGAAUACAAGUUAAAAAUGUUCACAACAGCAACAACAAAGAGGGAGUGUAGUUUGAAAGCAGUUAGCGCAUACCUAGCCUCUUUCUUGUCAUUUUUUAGGGCUUACAGCUAAAGGCUGCUGCUACUCUUUUGUUUGCUUGUCUACAAAACCCAUCCCUGUUGGAGGGCCUGUAACAAAAAGAAAACAUCUCUGUGUCUGAAUGGAAUUUUCUCAACAGUUGAACAAUGGUACAGGAGUUAAAUACUAACUUUAAACAUGCCACUGGAGUAUUUUCUUCACACUUCUUCCUUUCUCCUUUACAAACUUUUAAUUACUCAAAUGAAGGUGUCAGAUCUGAAUGAUCUUCUUUCAUCACCUGGAUAUAAAAGAUGCAAACCUCACUAAAAAGACUGGCUCAAGCUUGGCCCAGAUUGGAAAAAGAAAUAGAUGUCUGAGAUAAUCACCUUUAAAAGCAGAGUGAGAGAGAGAGAGAUUUACUGGACGGAGAAAAGAGAGGAAAAGACAGUAAGUGAUUUGUGAUGGGGGAGUGGAAGCAAAGGAUUUAUGUCUUAGAUUGUUGAUGAGAGUAAUGCACCAGUUAGAGAUACCAACCUGCAGUCAGCUUUGUGUGCUCGGCAGUAUAAAUUGUGCUCUGUAGCUCUGCAGAUAGCUGCUGUUUUUAGGUUAAACAAGUGAAUCACAAGCUAAUCACAACCACACAGAAAAAUAAAUCGAUAGAAAACAAAUAAUGUUCUCUAUUAUAUGAGACUUUUUCUUUCUCUCAUUCAUUUUUUUUUAAAGAAUCAUUGUUAUUACAUGGUUAUUACAGGUGAAGCCUCCUUUAGACUUAUAAACACAACAAGAUUACAAAUUUUCUGCUAUGUAUUGGAACUGCAAUUAACAACAAUACCCAUUCAUAUUUGUUCAAAAAAUAUUUUUUUAUUUUCAAAUAAUUUGUUUUCUAGAGUUGGUCUAAAAUCAGUACAAAAAAAAGGUCGUGUUUUGUUUAAUCUAAUGUACAAAAACCAAAGAGACUGAUUUGAAAUUGACAUUAAGGAAAUUAUGAAUGAAUUAUGAUUUACUAUUAGCUUUUUAAUACAGACUAUGAACCCAUGGGGUACAUUAAAAUGAGCAUCAUCCUCUUUGGUAGAAAACAGAACAGUUGGGAUUUAAAAAUGCAAAUUAAUUCAUGGUGCAAUAUCACCAAGUGGAGUUGGCGAAUGCACACUCACUGUGGAUGAGGUAUAAAUAUGAUAUUCAGUUAUAAUAACUACCUCUCAAAAUGUUUCAUUUCAGGUGAAACUACAGCAAUUAAAACUUUACGCUGGUGCAAAUGUAUGGUUUAGUAUGAUAAAUAUAUGGCAAUAUAAUUUUCUCUUUAAAGCACAUUUUUUAAAAGCAGCCAGUCCCCGACAAUUUCAUGAGGCAUGUGGAUCAUCUUUUGAGGCUGUGGUCAACAGCUGAGGACAAACGGGCUGCAGAAGUGUGCGCUGGCUGUUGAAUGACCUGCAUUUCUUCAGAACAGAUUCUGUUUCUUGCAUGUUUGGAAUCCCAACACUUCUUCUGUCAAGAUUGAGUUUUUUUUCUAAAAACUUGUACUGAAGUUGACAAUUUUCAUUUUGCACAUACAAACUUGUGGUAUGAUGUCUUGUCAUAAAUCUAUGACUUCAUUCUUAGUAUAUUUCAAUUGAAGCAUUUUUUAUUCAUCUAUAUAAAUAUUUGUCUCAAAAUCUAUUUUUUUUACUUAUACCAUUGUGGGAUUUUUUUGUGUAAAGUAAUAAAGUAAGAAGUAUUUGAUCAUAAAAGCAUUUGAGUUGAGUAUAAACCUGUCACCAACACUACAUAAUAUUGGAAAAAAGGGUGUAUUUUAACGAAAUCAGGCCUUGUAGUUGUUAUUGUGAGUACGAAUUUGUAUCCAUCUGAUUUUUGUUGUUCUGGACAAUACAGUUCUCACAAAAAAGAGAAAUCAAUACUGGAGUAUUGAUCCUUUUUUAAACCAAAUUUAUGCAAAUUGUCCCAUUGAUUCCGUACUCUCUUUACCCUCUAGACUUGUCCAUAGUGUUUAUGUUAUGUUAGGUUAAAGGGCUGUUCCUGCACAGUAACCAAUUGAGUCUAAUGAGAAAACCUGCUGAGCUGCCAGUGAGUUGGUGGUGUGAUAGUGGAUGACUGUUACAAGAAGGGGCUUAGCUGCUUGUGAACACAGUGUUCUCCUGUAUAUAUCAGCACUGUCACAGCUCCUGAAUAUGACAACAGAGAGGAGGCUGGUUACACAAAGACACAGCUCCCUGUUUUAUCCCUGUUUGCCAUUUGUCAGGCUCUGUCUGCAGAGUAUACACCUGGCUGUUUACGAAGCCAACCAAGAGGUAUUUACUCACACAACUCAGUGUGUAUGUGCCUUCAGAGCAAAUCUAUGCAACUACGUCUGGUUGGGGAUAAUAGCUUGUGCAUCUGUCUUCAUGUAAUUGUAGUUUGGUGACCGCAGACAGUACAUGAUGUUGUGGUUUUGUGCUCGUUGAGGCCAGUUGCUGGUAGAUUUUGUGCAGCUGUCAUGAAGCGCUUGCUCUUGUACUUGUGUUGGCUGUUUACUCAGAUGUUGGCCGGCAGUGUCAUCUGCAUCAUGACCGAAAUAUGGUUUGUCUUUGCGAGAGGAUUCAACAAUAGCCUGUUUGCUAAAAACCAACAUCAGCACUGGGAGGCGGCUCUUCCCUGAGCAAACAGAUUACAACACAAUAAGAAUAUUAAGUUUGCAUUAGAACCUUUCACCAUUACUUUGCACAUUUGAUCUCAUGCAUAAACUUCACUCUUUUUCAUGUUCACAUAAAUCCUCAGGGUGUAUCACAAAAAUAUUUAUAGUAAUCUUAAUUUAACAUAAACAUUCCCACUUUCCAUUCAGAUCAGAUGUGCAUUCGAGUGCCGAAACAUCACGUUUACUUUGCAGACAUUUGAGUUUGAAUAAAUUCUUACUUUAACACCCUUUUUCGAUGUUAUGUAACUUGUAGAGGAAUUGUAAGAGUGAGUCAGCUCAGUGCAGGCUUUAAUGUGCUGAAGUACUCUAGCUACAGUACAGCCUAUACUGCAUUCAAUUAGCUAAUUACUCCACUCAUCACAGCACUGGCAGGACGGCUGAUGAGUUGUAUACCUCACAGCCACACUUAGAAGAGGCAGAAUCAUAACACAAUCUUCAUGAUACACAUAUUAAUUAUACAACAUCGUACAAUUCCUGUCUUUUAUAAUUAUUGUGUACCGAAGGUGUUAUGUAAUCUGCCUGUGUUAUAUGGUGUAGACUUUCUUUGUAAACACAGAGAGGAAGACAGCCAUAUAAAUGGACUAUUCAUAUAGACAAGCCCUGUUAUUGCUUAUCAUAUUUGAAUUGCUCCAUCUAUUAUAGAUGCAUAUCUUAGAAAUUAUGUUUGGUUGUAACUGGCAAGGGUUUUUUGUUGUACAGUGUUUUUAUCUCAACUUUGCAACUUUGUCUUAUAUAUUAACAAAAUUUUCUUUUCAUACAUUUCUUUGGAAAACAAAUAACAGGUCUUUAUGGAUUUUUUUUCAGUAGGUCCAUUUAAAGUAGUUUAUUGUUUACCUUCAGCAUAGUGCAGCCAAUCUAUAGAGGUUGUGAUAUACAAAUUCUACAAUACACGAAAUUAGAAAAGCAGGGUUAGCAACAAAAAGUUCAAAAUAACUUCUUUAUGCAAGUGAAAUGAUAUUUUUUAGGUUUAGCUUUUUAUAAGGUUUUGAUCAAGUUGUUUCUGAAACAUUUCUUUGACUCAAUCCUCUGACAAACCACAUUGCAAAUCAAAUGCCAUUUAUUUGAUUGUUUAUUCCACUGUAGUAUUAUGGCAGCUAACCAGAACUAAACAAAACUUGUUUGACCAGAUGAACUAGGUUGACAACAUUUAAUUGUUUAGUUGAACGUACAGGGGCAGCUGUGGCUUGGUGGCUUAGAAGUACAGUAUGCCGUCUCUUGUUCAGGAGUUUGGUGGGCAGUCCCUGCUAAUGCAAUCUGUGUGUAUGACUGGUAGGAAUGCAACGAGUAGUGUGAAAAAGACCAGAAUAGCACUUUAUUCACCAUCUACACAUGCCCUCCCCUCCUCCAAAACCCAUCUCAGGUGUGGGGCUAUAGUGGUUAGCGCACAGUGGUUGACUCUAAUCCAAAGGGCUAGAAGUUCAAUCCUAUGCCCUACUGUCAACAUGCCAAAAUGUUCUUGGGCAAGAUACUUGACCCCAAACUGCCCCCAGUGGCUGUCCUAGCAUUGUGGGGAUGAUAUUAGCUAAUACUUAGUGACACUUUACACAGCAGCCUCUGCUAUCAGUGUGAAUUUGCUGCGAAUGGUGGAUGUGAAAUGUAAUAUAUAAGUACUUUCAUUAAGGAGAAGUAUUUUGGCCAGAAAUGAGAAAAAGACAAGAGGGAGCAGAUUUUUUUCUUUCUGCACUUUGAGGAACAAGUCAAACUGUUCAGAGGAGAGAUGUUUACUAAAGUGAAAGAGACAGUUGGAACCUUACAAAUGAUUGGUCGACUGGUUGGUCGAUGAGCUCUCGUCCAACCAAAAGCUCAUUAGUUGAACUCUUCCUCAUAAUACUUUCAUAUGAAGAAUAGCUUGAACUGGAACAUUAACAAUGGCCUAAUAGUUUGAUUGCUCUGUUUUCUUUUUUACACUAAUCUGCAGUGAUGUUGUUGUGUUCUUCUCAUAAAUUAUACCCUGCCGUCUUUGAGACUGUUUUAGCCAGUUUUAAAAUUAUUAGUGAUCAUAAAGUCCAAACAUUUAAUAAUAAUAAUAAUGCAUCAGAUUUCAUAUAGCGCUUUAUCAGAGACCCUCAAAGCGCUUUACAUUGGAUACAUCAUUCAUUCGCUCACACAGUCACACUUUGGUGGUGGUGGAAACGUGGCUGCCAUUCUGCGCCUACGGCCUCUCCGACCACCACCACACAACACUCACAAUCAUACACCAGUGGAGGACACACACACUGGGAGCAAGGUGGGUUAAGUGUCUUGCCCAAGGACACAACGGACAGACUUGGAUUAGGGGGGAAUCGAACCGCCAACCUUCCGGUCAUUGGACGACCGCUCUACCUCCUGACCCCUGUUCUGUCAUCAGAUUUACUUUAUGUCAACUGAACUAGUCAUCUUAAGCUGUUUUGUUGAGUAAAUUUUAAAAUAAUAAUAAUAAUAAAAAAAUCUACAUGACUGGCCUGUUUAUUAUUGAGAGCAAAAGCUUCAAUUUUUUUAUCUUUUUAAAAUCAGUCUGAUGACAUAAUAUGUGUAGCUGUUUGGUCUGAAAAUAUCCAGAGUGGGCUUGAUUAAGUGGGUCCUGUUUACUGUCAUCUCUCUAUAAAAUGAGACAAACAUUUGUAUGGAGUUAUUUUCUAGAUAGUUUUGAAUAUUAAGAGUUAUAUUGAAGGACAUUACAAUUGUUGUUUCAGUGCAACAUAAGAGGUUAAAAAUAGUUUAUAAUGCUGCAAAAAUCUUGUUGUGUUUUACAGUUUCAAAAUAUCAUUUAGUCCACCAACCCGAGUAAAUUGACAGCACUUUUCUGAGGUCGAUUUGCAGUUUUAACUAUAUUUCGAAGGACUGUUUAGUUGAUGAGUGCGUAAUUUCAGGGGGCUAAGCUUUUUCUAUUGUUGACAAGACUACAGCGUAGGUGACAUUACAGUUUAAAGAUCGUUGGCAUUUUUUCUUGACACUGAAUUUCAACUUCUUUCAAGAUUAAAUUUAGACUUUCUUCAGAAAUGAUGGAUAACAAAAUAUUCCUCCCUCUUGCCCUUAUACUCUUUCCUUGUAUAAGUGAUCUAAAUCAUGUGCAAUCGUAUCGUAUCAUAUCGUAUCGAUCGUAUUGUAUCGAAUUGCAGGAUUACAGAAAAUUAAAGAUCUACAUUUAGUAGUGAAGCUAACAGCGACCUCAACGAAUACACUGCUGACAAGUACCCCAAGCACACUUCAAAAGAUGAUGUUUGCUUUGACAGAGUACAAACAGUAUUUAUGAUUCUUAAUUAGAUUCAUAGGUUCUCCAUUUUUUUGCGGUGACUCCAGCAUUGUUUCAGCCACAUAGUUGAACUCAACUCAAAUCCAUAGCUAUUUUCAACAUUAAUGAAGUAACUGUAAAUCAGGCCAAUGAAACGCGCAUAUCCCCUCUAUUGAUAUGUGAAAGGUGAUUAAUGACACUAUUCACUUCAAUGCGAGCCAAUGAAUCACAGUGUAACACUGCAAUCUUGAUAAGAGCCAUAGAGAGAGAAUCAAUAAUAGCAAAGCAGGAAAGUAUGUCUUGGGAGUCUGGCAAUACUGAUGAAAAUGGACGCAUUUUCACUCAUCCAUCAACGUGCUUACUAAUCAGCACAGUUCUCCAAUCAGCACUGAGGCAAAGAGCACGCAAAACUCGAACUCAUGAAUAGUUUAUGCAGCUGAACUGUUUCUUUUUUUGGGGGGGGUGGGGUUGAAAAAUAGCCACAUUUCACCUGGUUCGCAGCUGUGAGCUUUAUUGUCUGCUCCAAAUAAACACACACACACACACACACACACAUACACACACACACACACACACACACACACACACACACACACACACACACACACACACACACACACACACACACAGCCAACAGCUCUCUGUGCUGUCAUGUAAAGUCAGAUCGCCAAAAACAAAUGACCUUUUGCGGCGAAAUCUUCAGGUAAAACAUAAAUGUGUUCAGCCAGUGUUUGGAUGUCUGCCAACACCCUAUCUCCUCGAGUAUAUUGUCAUAUCUUUGUGAUUCUCCUCCGCCAUGAGUGAAUCCAGAGUUAGAAUGUAAGGUUAAUAGAGGCCACGCUGUCCUUGGCUGCAUUGAUUACAGCGGGGGCUACAACUAAUGAUUACUUUCUUUGUGGAUUUUAUUCCCUAAUUAUUUUCUUAGUCAUGUGUCAGAAAACUGUUUGAAAACCCUAAUGAGGAUUUCCAGAUCUCACUGUGAUGUCUUUAAAUUGUGUGUUUCAUUCAUAAACCUCAAAAGAUCUUUAAUUUAGUACAUGAAAAAUUCACAUUUUAAAGACAGAGAUGUGUUUAUGUUGAAGACAGACACAGUAUGUAUGCAUGGCUGUAGGUCUACUGAGUAUAAGUGCUGGUGCUGCCCCCAACAUUCAGCUUUCUGCAUGGUUCAAGUCUGUCUUCUACCUUUUUUAAAAGCACGGAAAUCUUUGACAGAAAGCAUUUCAGCUCACAUGGUGUAGCAGAAUAUUUUGGUUUAGUUGUUCCGUUCCGUUUAAGCUUCUUGUGUUAGUGACAUUUUUUUUCUCAUGCACCCUUUUACUCGAAUGAAUUUCUCAAACUCAAGACUCUGACUUCGUACAUAGUUAUUUUAAUGAUAAGACAUGUUUUCAUGACAGAACAGAUGAAGCCCCUAAAACUGCUCCUUACUUCUUAUGUCUUGUUAUAAUUCUGAGUUAUGAGAAAUGAGAAAAAAGGUGAGACUGAUGUUUUAAAGCUUGUCCUUACAACUUCAGACACUCACAAAAAUCAAGGAUGAGUAUGUCAACUUCAACCGCUCACCUUCUCUAUGUCUCAAAUUUUUUAAAAUCCUAGUGUCCUAAUAAAAUCCUAAUGAUAAGACAUAUGUUUUCAUGAAAGAACAGAUGAAGCCUCUAAAACUGCUCCUUACUUCUUAUGUCUUGUUAUAAUUCGAGUUAUGAGAAAUGAGAAAAAAAAGUGAGACCAGGGGCCUCAUGUAUCAACACUUGCGUGGAACUCAUACCAGAAACGAGAGCACGCAAGGUCCGUCACGCUGAAAAAAAUCCGUAUGUAUCAAUGUGUGCGGGCGCCGAAAUCCACGUGUGUUUCCUUGAUAAAUCCCAAUCAGCGUGGAAUUGAGCGCAGAUGUCGGAGUGACUGGGCCCGUCCCCGUUACGCCCUCCUAUAAAUAUGCAGAUUUAUUUAAAUAGGGUCUCCCUGUCCUCGCACGCAGACAAAAUGACAAGAAAAACUACAUUUACGGCGUGCGAGGUGGAGGUGCUGGUGGCGGAGGUGGAGGAGCGACAGCGUGUUUUGUUUGGCAGCCUGUCCAGUGGCGUCAGUGCAAAACAAAAACGCUUGGAGUGGGAGAAAGUUUGCGAGAGGGUGAAUGCGGUGGGUUCCGAGACACGCAUCCCCGCGGAGAUUAAAAAAAAGUGGUCGGACCUCAAGGUGGAGGUCAAGCGGCGUACAGCUGCCCUCCGGAGGAGUACCGGCCAGACAGGUGGGGGUCCGGGGGAGGAGACCCUCACACCGUUUGAGCAGCGGGUGGUGGCGAUGGUUCUUACAUACAUCUAGUGAUGCUUUUCUUGGACACAUCCUCAGUGAUAGUGCCUGAGCUCAUCGGGGGUUUCGGGUCUUUCAACUUCAGACCCCCUCACUCAGGUGACCCGACCGGGGUGAUCAGUUCCCGGCCCGUGUCCAAGAAGCACUCAACCACUGCUUAUCCCUCUGGAUCCACAGCCAUUGCGAGGCUCUCUCUGCAGCCUCAGAGGCUGUAGAGAUGGCUCUCCUCUUCCGUGCCCCUGUGAUGCCCAGGAGACUGUAGGCCUUGCAGAGUGAUUUCCCUGCAAAGCCUCUUCCCCCCACCUCAAUCGGUAGGCAUCGUGCACGCCACCCCCGUUUGCGGCACUCCUCCACCAGCUCUGCAUAUUUCUCUCUCUUUCUCUCAUUUGCUUCUUCCAUUCUCUCCUCCCACGGCACUGUUAGCUCCAACAUGAUGACUUGCUUGGAUGUCUCUGAGACUAGGACGAUGUCUGGCCUAAGUCUGGUUUCCACAAUGUUUUCAGGGAAUUUCAGUUGUUUUCCCAGGUCCACCCUUAGCUGCCAGUCCUUCGCUGUUCCCAGGAGGCCUGACUGGGCUUUAGGUCGGGGAGGUGGUUGAUCUCCGGCUCUUACAAAGGAGAUUUCACGCCUUGAUGGUUGUAAGCGUUUGCUCUGGAAGAUGGCAGUGUUGAUGGACUCAGCAACCGCCUUCAGCACACGAUCAUGGCGCCAGCGAUAGCGGCCUUCACCAAGUGCUUUAGGACAGCUGCUGAGGAUGUGCUCCAGGGUUCCUCUUCCUUGGCACAAGGGACAUGCUGGAGUUUCAACCUUGCCCCAACAGAAGAGGUUCGAUGGGCUGGGCAGGACAUCAUAGACAGACUGAAUGAGGAAUUUAAUGCGGAGGGGUUCAGCCCUCCACAGCUCGUUCCACGAGAUUUUUCUGUCUGUGGCUUCCUCCCAUCUGGUCCAUGCGCCCUGUUGCCUCAAUCCCACCCACUGGCUUGCACGCUGCUCUUCAAUUCCGGCCCUCACCUCGAGCUGGACCUGGUCCCGCCUCUCCUUGCCCUUGAGCUUGUUGUACCGGGUUGUUGGAAUGGUUCCCAGUCCUGCACGGCCGGCAGCCACCGAUCCCACGAGGUCUCUGUGGCACAGCCGUGAUUCUGCCUGGUCCACAGCCUCCUUCGCUCUCCACUUUCUGCCAGUCCUCACCUCAAUUCCUGCUUGGGAAACCUUUGGGUCCUUGGAUUCCCUGUACUGGAGAACCUCCCUCGCUCUGGCAACCAUGAACUCCUCGGUGAGGCUGUUUAUGGGGAGAGUCAGCUUGUUCUUGUUGCCGUAAAGGGCGAUGCUGCUUAGGCUUCUAGGCAGACCCAACCAUCGUCGCAGGCGGCUGCUGACCCUCCUCUCAAACCCUUCCACAGUGGAGAUGGGAAACUCAUACACCAGCAAUGGCCACAGAAUCCUAGGCAGGAUGCCAUGCUGGUAUACCCACGCCUUGAAUUUCCCCGGAAGACCUGACUUGUCGACUGUGGUCAGCCAACUCUCCAGCUGUUCGUUGGUCGCCCUGAUGGAAGCGGCAUCCUUUAGGGAGCAGUCAAAGGUUUUUCCGAGGCUCUUCACGGGCUUCUCUGUGACUGAUGGAAUGUGGGUACCCCCUAGAGAGAAGUGGAACCGGUCAGUCACCUUCCCUCUCUUCAGGACUAGAGACCUGGAUUAUUAUUAUUGGGUAAGUGGCGUGUCGCACAAAUGUCCACAUGCUUUGUCAUCCCACUGAGCAAAAGACGUAUAUUAGACGUCUAGUCUAAGUUUAUACUUCAUUUCAACGUCAGGAUUCUGUCUAUUUUUAGACGUGAUUUAUACUUCGCCCUUAACUUCAUUUUUCGAUAACUUUUUAUGCAAUAAACAACUGUAAUGUGCAUAACUGACCUCGAAAUACUGGAUUACAUUACCUAUGAUACCGUGGAGAGAGAUGUAAACGCAACAGAUACACUGAAGCAGGAAUUGAAAUGAACUAAUAUUUUUAUUGUGUCACAGAAAUUAAUGUGUCGGCCGUGUCGCCGGCUUGCGGAACCCUGGCCCGCGGCAGCCCGUCCGCCGGCUCGGAGUCGUCGGCCAGGACCAGCGGCAUUCGGGCCACCCCGGCCCCCGGCCCCAGCACCAGCAUCAGCACCAGCGCGCCGACAAGCGGUGGAGCGUCCACCAGCCGCGGCGCUUCCGCUGGACCACCCGGACGCAGUGGAAGGGUCCUCGCGGAGGGGGUCCUGCAAUCGCAGGAAGAAAUCAUCAGGGGGAUCGCGGGGAUCAACGAGCGGCUGGACCGGCUCGUAAAUUUCCUCGAGCGUCUGGUGGAGAAAAUAAAUUAAUUUGGCUCAUUGAACUGUGUAUUCACUUCUUACCCAUUCACACUGUGGCGAUGAGAUUCUCCCGCGCGAGGACGGCGGCCCGGCAGGGAUCAGCUCGCAUCCCUCCGUCUGCUGCUGGUUCGUCAUGUGGGGCGACGUGCUGCCCGGCCACGGGGAUGUGGUGCACGCUUGUCACAUAGUGAGUCACCAAACACCGCCACACAGCGUCGCCAAAGUGCAAAUCAAAGUCAACGCAAAUAUCCAGCUCAACGCCAAUUUCUACACCACCUCCUGACUUUGCGUUGUUUAGCGCUGGAACCGACGCUCGUUUCGCGAUGAUAAAUCUGGACGUGUGCGCCAAUUUUGGCGUACGCAAGGUUUUCUUGCGCCGCAAGCGUUGAUACAUGAGGCCCCUGAUGUUUUAAAGCUUGUCCUUUCAACUUCAGACACACAAAAAUCAAGGAUCAGUAUGUCAACUUCAACCGCUCACCUUCUCCGCAUAUCAAAUUCUUUUAAAUGCGAGUGUUAUUAAUGAUAUUUCUUACCACAGGGGUUUACUUUAGCACCGUGGUCUUUUAAAAAUAGCAGGGAUGGAUCACAUGCUCUUAAAGGUCUCAUCUUGCCGUGGCAAAGAUGAAUUCACCUGAAAUCUUGAAGCAGGAGUAGUAUUGAUUCUCAUGUUCUCGAUGUGCUGUUGUGUGAUGUAAAUUGAUCUUUUGUGACUGGACGAUAAGUGGUACAUGAUCCUGACACUACCCGACAGUAAUCAUGGAUGGGAUAGUGUGUAGGAUUCACCUUUAACCUGGAUGAUACUGAGGCUUUAAGUGUGAGCUGGUCUAUUUUCUAACCUUUUACGGGGUGUUUUUAUAAUCUGGAAGUCUUACUUUGGCUCUUACAGGAACAUUUUAUGUUACAUGAACCUCCUUUUUCCGAGUGAUACAUUAAGGGAGGCUGGAGUUGUACGAUGGGCACACAGAUGGUGUUGAAAUUGCCUCAAAGGCGCAUGAUAUGUGGUACUUUUCCAUCUCACGCCCACACCAAAGUCUGUCACUUGCAAAAUGCGGCUGAACACACGCAGACACACAUACACGUGUUAUCAGCAGGUCCCUGAGCUUGUUUGAUAUACACAACAGCUUGAACUGUAGAUUGAAAGCAGUUGUCAGGGAGACAUUGUCAGCCUAUUGAUGGUUAGGUCACAGACUUAGUAACCGUAAGUGAAAUCUAUCCGAGGACAUCUCGACCUGAGUGAGUAUCAAAGGUGAAACAAAGGGGAAAGUGAUAAAAACAAAAGAUUGAUUGUUGAGCACAAACAGGAAAUCUGCUUAUAAUAUAUCAAGUGAACACAAGUGUACACAAGACUCAUGUCUGGUCUGUUUUAUUAAAACCAAAGGCAUAACACAUAUAAAUGUGUGAACUCUAACAGUCUGCGGCAAUGCAAAUAUCUUUGUUACAGGGGCGGCUCAAUACAUCAGGAUAUACAUGAAACUUUUUUUGUUCCUAAUUUAGUCCAAAAUUUAUUUUUUUUGUUUCAGUUUUGAUGAUAAAGGCUUAGAGAUCAAAAAAAUCUAAAAUCAUAAAUUAUUAGAAUAUUUCCUAAGCUCACAUAAAAUGAAGGAUUUAAACACAAACACUCCUUCAUAGUCAUACACAUUUUAAGACCUCACAAUCCAUGUAUGCACGGUACAUCUUGGCUGUUUUGAUAAUAAAGGCUUAGAGAUCAUAAAAAUCUGAAGAGAUUUUAAAGAACAUAAAAAUUAUGGAUUAUUAGAAUAUUUCCUAAGCUCACAUAAAAUGAAGGACUCAAACACAAACACUCCUUCGAACUCAUACACAUUUUAAGACCUUACAAUCCAUGUAUGCACGGUAGAUCUCUGCUGUUUGACGUUAAGCGUCUGCUGUGUUGCUUUUUUCUUAAACAUGGCAUCCUAACUCCGUCUCUCGGUUGACUUACUCUACCUUUGUGUUGUUUUGGCAUUAUGAGUGAUGUCUUGUCUCAGUCAUGAGGAAUAUACUUGCCUUAGAGAUAAGUAGCAUCAUCCAGUACCUAUGCAGUUAGUUGCGAAAUCUCUGAUAUAAGAGGAUCCUACUUUUGUAGAUGUAUAUGGUACUGAGGGAGAAAAUACAAUACUUGUGUAAAAUGAGAGCAUUAAGUUUAGGAUAUUAACAUUUAUGUUCUUUAUAGUCAUGGGCAGUUUGGGCCUGUUGUUUGCCUGUUGCAUUGAUUAGGCUUUAUGCAUAUGCUGUUGUCCUAUUGGCUUUAUUGGGUUGGGACCUUCAAAGUCCGCUGGAGCAGUUUGCAGCUGAGUAUGUUGUGGUAGAUAUUUUAGCUCAGGUUGAGCUUGGGGUUAUCCAAGUGGAAGAAGUCAGGUAUCUAGGGGCUUUUAUUCAUAAGCACUGGUAAAAAGGAUUGUGAGAUACUGCUGUUUAGGGGCACCGGCUGCUGUAAUGCAGGCUUUGUAUCAGCCUUUAAGUAGUAAAGACAGAGCUUGGCUAUAAAGCAAAGCUCUCAAUUCAGUUCCCACUCUUAUCCGCAGUUAAGAUCUCUGGGUAGAGGUAGGAAUAAUGAGAUUUUGGUUACUACUUCUUGAAAUGAGCUCCCUGUCUUCACUUCAUUUGGUAGGAACAGGAAGUAAAGAUUUGGGGUGCUGUUUUUAAUCUCUUUGGCAUUGUCAGGAGUGAGUUGAUGAGGUUUUGGCACUAAGCAAGGAUGGCUCUUGACUGCUGCAGAGUGCCCAGUGUUCCCUCAAGACAAGCUAGAGAUGGUUUUAAAGGGAAAGAAUAUUUGGAUUGCCCAGCCAGCCAAGAACAAGUUUCUUAAAAUUGGGUGGUCAUUUAGUUUUUUUUUCUCUUACUUUGUAUUAAUACUUGGAUUUCCUCUUUUCCUUCCACAGAUAACCAAGCAGCAGCUUCAGCAGACCAAGGAUCGUUUCCAAGCCUUCCUCAACGGAGACACACAAAUUGUGGCUGACGAAGCAUUCAUCAACGCAGUGCAGAGCUACAAUGAGGUACAAAUAGAUUAUACGAAUGAUGAACAUGUAAAAAAAAGAGAAUACUUUACUAUGAGGGAAGCGAAAGCGCCAAGGGUCAAAACAUCCAAUUUGGUUCUAAAACGAUGACAAUAUUUUAACCAUUUUGAAGAGGAUUUUAAGAUUUUAGGCUGGAAGGAAGGGUCCAAGGAAGGGUUAAUUGUACAGUUUAAGUCUCCUCCAAAAAUGAGGAAGCGUGAGUUUAAGUCGGGUAAGGAUGAGAUUAUUUUUUCAAUGAAUUUCUCAUCGUCCCAGUUGGGUGCAUACAUUAACCAGGAGUACAGGUUUGUGAUAAAGGGAUCCGAAGAUGAUAAUAAAAUGGCCAUGAGGAUCAGCUAUAACGUUUGUGACACUGAAGAGCAACUUCACAUUUUAAAAGUUUAAAUUGUGCAAAUAUUCUAGCUCACUUUACAGGUCCAUUCAAACCCUUGACAUCCCAUGAAAUAAAUCUUACAGAUUACUCUCGAGGUACAAAUAAACCACAACCAUAUAAGCCCCAUUACAGUUCGAACUGUCCUGUUAUCCAAACUCAGAAACGUUUAAACUGCUAUCAUAGGAUCUUCAAAUGUUUAAAGGAAAAGGGAAAUUUUAAGACUACAUUUCAACUCCUAUCUGUUACAAUUCUGUGAGGUAUGUUUUAAGUACUCGAUAAUGUAUGCACCAAAUCCUCGACUUGUUAUGUAGCUCAUUUAAAAACAGAAAAGCAACUAGCUCUGUCUAAAAAGCUGAUGAAAAAUGACACGGUCCUCUCGCUUUUCCAUGUCGAAACGCUUGUAUUCAGACAACUGAGUGGUAAAAUGGUGGCUGAAGCUUUUCACUGCACAGAUUAUGAGUCAGAGCAUGUGGCUGACACAGCCAUUUUUCCCGCCUCCCUAUUCAAUCCACAGAUGAGAAGUCAUUAUCACCAUGCAAUGCAUAUAGUAAAAAUGGCACAGCAGAUUGUGGAAAACUUAAAAGCUAAACCGCUGAUGGAAAAACAGACCAGCGACUGGAAAUAGACGACUAUGAGGAAACGCAUGUACAGACAGGCGGAGAAGUUAAUUAGAGGUUACCUUAUACCUCCAGUAUGAGUUUAUUUAGUGAAUGUAAAACUACUCUGAUAUCAAGCUGGAGGUGAGGAUGAAAUUAAAUGCACUGUUAACUAAAGUCUUCACCUAAAAUUGACCUGAUGAAGCUUUUACAAUUUGCGUUAAAUUUUAUUAAAUACUUACUUACACAGAAAAGACUAUCAUUCUAUGCAAUGAUUAUGUUUUCAUAAAGUCAAGCCAAUAUAACUGUUUUAAUUUUAUAUUAGACUUUCUUCUUAAAAUUAGUCAUAUCGAACCUUAAACUCUAUAAACAUAAAUAAUAAGUUCUUGAAUCAACACUGAUGGGUUUAUUCUACUCUAUGACCAUGUUUGACAUAUUAAGUCUUAUUACUUUCUACCACUAAAAGGUAAAAGUGCUUCAAAGCAAGAGUGACAGGACAAAUUAGGAGUGGAAUAUAACAUACUGAUCUUUAAAUGCAUCAAAGAUUUCUUUUACAAAUGACAAUGAACAAGAGUUUACAUUCUUUUGAAUACAUUUACCAACAUUUCUCAUCAAGCAUUGUGAUUGUGUUAGCAUAAUUAUAUCUUGAUGCAUUAGUGAUUAAUUAAUUAUUCUUGUUGUAUGGUAAUAAGGCUGUUUUAGAUUUACCGUGACAGUCUCAAUAAUGGACUUUCUCUGUAUACUGAGCUCGGAGCGCAUUUGACAUAAAUUUUGAAAGCAAACCGUCAAUUUAUACGUAAAUAUGUACAUCUUAUUGACUAUAAACAGAGAUGCAUUGACUGAAAUAGCGAGGAGAACUAUUAUUAGCUUAAAUACUGGAGAUCUCAGGUUGCUGUGUAUGCUGUUUUUAGCAAAAAACCAAAUGCUGCAGUCUGCAGAGUUCCAGCUGGGAAACCAAGGACUGACCUAACAUCUUGUUAAUUUCAGCCUGCAAACCUUCGUUAUCCACUUGUACAUGCACUCAGUGACAGGGGUAAUGUAGCACUGUGCUGUAGUGUUUCAGUACAGCAGUCGCAGCUUUUUAGCCAUUAUGGAUGCUAAGAACAAAAUGUGAGUGCAGCCAGAAUGACAGCGCAGUCAGCUCUGAUGGUUACUUUUUUUUGAUGCUCUGACAAUAUAGCCUCUCCUGUCUGUGUCCCAGCUACUCUGUCAGUUGCCGCAGACAGAAUGCAGCUCUGUACGUGCUGAUGGUUGUAGACCUGCCAUUCUUUUUAUUCAAAAUGAACAUCAACUGUUGUUUUUGGUUUCCUCCUGCUGACAGACAUUUACUGUUUGAGACAGAAAGCAACAGAAAAGCCUCUCACAGCUCUGCACCAAGUAUUGAGUUUGUCCAGAAGUCUUAAACAUAAAAUCAUUACUCUUAUUAACAUUAUUAUGUGCCUCACCAAGAGAUUUAGAUCUCUUUAAUGAUUACUAAAACUGUUUUCUCAUGACCCAGGUGUUCCUGAAGAGCGACCGUGUGGCCAAGAUGGUUCAAAGCGGCGGCUUUUCGGCCAGUGAUUUCAGAGAGGUGUUCAAGAGGCACAUCGAGAAGCGUGUGCGCAGCCUUCCGGAGAUCGACGGCCUGAGCAAGGAAACCGUGCUAAGCUCCUGGAUGGCCAAGUUUGACACCAUCUAUCGUGGAGACGAGGAUCCCCGCAAGGCACAGCAACGCAUGACUGCCAGUGCGGCGUCGGAGCUGAUUCUCAGCAAGGACCAGCUGUACGAGAUGUUUCAGAAUGUCCUUGGCAUCAAAAAGUUUGAGCAUCAGCUGCUGUAUCAAGCCUGUCAGGUAAGAUGAGAAGCUCUUCAGGUUACACAACUGAGGGCUUUUUAUGCCAACAAUAAUACCUGCUUUUUACUUCAAACAUGUGGACUUGAGGUGCUAUUACAAGGUUAUUUUUGCACAUCAGAUCGAUAAAAUAUUUAAAAUGAUGCCGAUCACAUCUUCUUUAGGGGAUUCGGACUCAAAAAAAAUAUCCCUACAGUUUCUCAAAGAUACAGUGACGUCAAGAUGUGGACGGGAAUUAGAUUUCCUGGCAUUUAAAGGGACUGCAGGAAAUUGUUAUGUACUUAUUUUCUUUAAGAUUUAUUUUAGGGUUUUUCUUUUAUUUGAAGAAGACAAGAUAGUGGACAGAACAGGAAAUGGAGGAUAGAGAAUGGGGAGUGACAUGCUGGGAAGGGCCCAGGGCAGGAAACAAACCUAGGCAGGCAGCUUGAAGCAUAACCUCUGUACUUGAAGGCUUGUAGACUGUUAGAGCUUAAUAAUUUGUUUUUAAAACCAGACAUCUUUACCAUCUGCUAAACUGUUCUUGCCUCUCAUUAAUUUAUAAUAAAAACUACACUUACAUGAUUUUUUCAGUACAGAAGGAAUUAAGAUCAGGUCAGAUACUUUUGCUUCAUGAAUAAUGCAUAAUCACAACUGGAAUAUAGUUCAAUGUAAAAAGAUAAUGAAUUAUUGAUUCGAGUAAACGCAUGACAAAAACAAAUGUAAUCCAGUGUUUGUAGAUACUGUGUGUUAAGUGUUAAUUUUACCUGAGGCAAACAGUAAAUCAGAGGAAAGACACAAGGAUGGGUCAGAACUGAACCAGAGAUACUGUGAUGUGAUGGGUACAGUAGAAGUUACUGUAACUUCAUAACUUCUGAAGCUUGAUUGUAUUAUCACAGUUUCAAGUGUUUGUUAUUUUUGCUGCAGAGAGCAUCUUCCUCUCAUUAAAGAUGGUAUCUUUCAGUCUAUUUCGAGCUGAAACUCUGAGCACGACCAGGCUCAGACCAUGGACUAUAUACAGAAUGGACAACAUACCUUUAUUUCUGCUUGUUAUGAGACAUAUAUACAGCCUAUAUAGGCACUGAAACAUUACACAGGUGCAGCCAAAGCAUGCACAGAGAGUCCUGAUAUCAAAACCUUUCUGCUCACAAAAACACACAUUGAACGUACUGAUGAAAUGUCUAUGAACCCUUAGGUUAGUUCAGUUCACAAUGGGAUAGAUUCUUGUGUUGAUUUACAGCAGAGACUAAUGGCUAUGGAAAAUUCAAUGAGUCUUGUGUUAGUGUUUGUUUUCUAUAGCUGUUCCUCUCUGGCUCUGAUGCCGUAGAGGCCACUGCAGGAGUCCACAUUUAUCUGCAGAGUUGUCAGUCAGUCGUUUGUUGAAAAUCAAGUUACGAUUUCAAACUAAACUUGUCAGAUGAGUGAAAACAAAAUGAUCAAACCUGGCUUUUACCUCGAAUCUUUCCUCAGAGUACACAGUACCCCCCUCAGCAAUAGGUGCUGAUAGGUGCUAUGUUCCAGCGCUCAUUGGAUGUGAUGACAGUGACUCUGCCUACCAUGACAUUAUGCGCAUGUUGUCUAUAAAAUGGGAGGUGUAUUGAGAAAAUAUGCAAACACAAUAAUAACCACAUUAAUGAUGAUGACUAUCAAACGAUUCAGAGUGCGUUCAAUAUUUUCCAAGGACAAGGAUUCAGAGAUUGAUUAGACCAAUUCUAGAUGAAUGUUUCUUCACAGAACACACCACAUCAGCAUAUUAGAUUGUAUGGGAGAUACGUUGAGAUAGCAGGUUGAUAAUAAUGGACAUGGGGUUGAUUGUGUCAGACAUAACUCUUUCCCUUGCUGUCUUCCCUGCUUUACUGCUCUCGGUGGGACGCUGAAAGAAGCGCUAAUGCAUUCUUUCUCGAGCAGCUUGAUUAAAAGUCUUAUCACGGCAGUAUUUGGAGGGAUUGGACGCAUUCGCAUCUGCUGGUGUACCUCUUCAUUACGUGUAGAUCUAUUUGAACACAGCUUUGGGAAGCCAUUGAUUUUGGUGUAGACCUGGUGUCAUCCUUUUCUCAACAGAAGCUAACAUAUAAAUCUGUGCUGAUGGUACGAGACAUGCUGUUUGAAAAAUUACAUUGUUCGGUAUUGCUCAAAUGUCUCAGCUGGUGGAAAUCAAUACAAGCACUGUUCUGCAGUGUUCAUUUGUUAGACGCUUCGAAUGCAUUGCAAUACAUUGCUGUAACCUCAAGCUCUGAUGAGAAUUUUUUUUCUCCCGAGCUGUUGAGGGUGUGUAACCUACAAUUUUUAUUCCAUGCUGGCAACAAAACUAUUAGUACAGGACUGGGAAUUUCUAUGUAAAACAUACUGCUGUUUCUGUGAACGUAUUCUCUCUGAGCACUGCAAGGGCUACAGGGGAACGCUCAACAAUACCUGAUUAAAAAGGCAUACUAUAGAGAUAGGUACAGCUACAUACUGUGGUUUGAUACUGUUACGUCAAUUCAGGUUAUGCAGGAAGAUUAGUUGAAAAUUUACCUGUGAGAAUGGCAUACUUUUGCUUUUCUUCCACUCCUCCCUCUUUUUUUUUUCGCUUUCUCAACUGAUUUUAUGAAGCACCCACCUGCCUGUGCUUAUGUUGACUUGAAAAAUCUCUGUAAGCAACCAGCAGCCAUAUAUAUUGCCCUCGACUAAAUGAUAAAAUCCUCACUAAAAAAGGAGAGGCAGCAAUCCAGUCAGUGCAGCUCAGGGCUGCUGGGAUUUGAUGAAAGGUUUUCAUGGAUUGGCUGGGAUUCAGAGGCCAUCAUUUUUUAGCGGUUAUUGCUUAGGGAUUAACAUUUUUUUUUUUGCAGUUACAUCCGAAUAGUAGAAAGUGGGCACUAGACUAUUUCGGUCUCAUGCUGAAGUAAGAGCAGCCCCCUGGAAAUGACUAACAGACUGAUUAGACUGGUAUGGCCAGCGGGGGCACUAGGCAGAGUCAGAGCAUGCUCCCGUCCCCUGUGGCUGCACAGUUAUUUAGCUGUGGUGACACCAAGCAUAACCCAACAACUGUAAUAAAAUAUGCUUGGUGUUUACAUCUCUGAGCAGUUUUUUGAACCACAAGUGAAUGAAUAAAUGAAUACAGCUUUUUGUUACUUUUUGAUGUUGCAUGAAUAACAGAGAGUUAGGGUUCAAGAACCUGCAACUUCCUAUUGUCAAUGGAGUAAAUAGCCAGCUGACACAUUUCAAUGAUAAUUUGUAUUUUCAAAAUAAUCUUAGGCCUUUGCUAUAAAUGCAUUUUCAAAAAGUAGAGCACAUUAAAAAAAAACGUUUUCUACAGAAUGAUUUUUAACACUCUCUCGCUCAGUAUCAUAAUCUAUGUAUUAUUCUCUCAUGAAAAUAUUUCUAGAUCCACUAUUUGUUCAAUAAGUGGUUGGAGGUAAAAUAUAUAAAAAAGUAAUGCCAACUUUUCAUUCUGUUUUUAGAAGGUAGUUUUGAGCUCCAUCAGGAACAAAUGGGGUGUUUCAGAACAAUGACUUAUUUAAGUCAGUGAGUUUUUUUAGUUUAGUGUGGAAGUUUUCUAAUUUCUUGAAGUUUAUUUAUUUCUAAAAGUUAUAUAUAGUAAGUAUGUUUUGAUUUAUAACUUAAACUGAGCAUGCUUUCCUCAACAGUGUAUUCAACUGCUGUUAGUUUUGAGGUUACUUCACCACAGCGCGACUCCUCAUGUGACCACUAGAGGGCAGAGCUCCUCCACCGACCUCCUUGGAGUAAACGUUAACAAACAGUUGCUUACCGUACUGACUUGGAUCAACGUUGGUAUUCGUUUUGAGUCUUGCUUUUGGAUUGCCGGAGAAUUUAAGUCCAUAUCCGCUGUUUUCGGGCUUUGUUUUGCUCUCCAACAAGAUCUUCUAAAAGGUUUGUGUGAAGGCUCGCUUGUUCCGUGACCGUUAAUCCAUGCGCGGUGCUCGGUUGACUCGCAAACUUUAUGGAGGAUAUAUAAUGACAUUUCUGGAUAUUCUUCUACCGACUAGCUGUUUGUUUCUUGCGUUUAUUUGACAAUGUGUUCAUACAGAUUUCACUUUCUCACUGGCGGUUUGUUGGCGAAAUGUUUGCCGGAAGGGAAACCGAGAUUUAAAUCCAACGUCACGUGACGGGAACGCGUCUAUGGUAACGCCUCUACGGUAACGUUCCGCGCUCUCCUUUCCUUCGCGUGAAAGGUUGUACUCCGCCAACCGGCGAAACUCAUAUAUUCGUCCUCAACUCUUGAAAGGGAAUUUAGUCUGUCAUAAGUUUGAUUAGAAUUGUUUUCAGACUGAAAAAGAUCAUUUAAAAUUAUUUUUAUACAUCAAUUGUGGUAUCUAUGAGGUACAACAUGAGGUCAAAAACCUAGCAUAAAAUUCCACCAUUUUAGCUUAGAGGACUAAGUUGAGCCGUAUCCCUACUACCCCCCCACAUCUCCACCCCAGCCCUCCCUCACCUUCUCUCUCCCUAAAUAACAGUCACUUCUUCACAUUCAUGUGUACUUUUUUAUCUAUUAAACACUAUUCAACUGGUACAGUAACUGGUAUUGUAACUGGUACUUACCCCAUACAGAGGGUAAGUUGACCAUGGGAGACCACUUUUUUUUUGGCAUGCUAUAUUACCAAGACAGUUAUGUUUACACUCAUUCUGUUGGUUUGCAGGGAUUCACAACAUUUUGAAAUAUUUGCAGAUACACUAGUUAGAGACAAAACUAUGAUUGCCUUGAUGUAGUGAUCCGAAAUAUGGAAAAUGGCUCAUCUUACCCCACUCUCCCCUACAGAUUUGUCCCUCAUGUCACAUUAAUUUUAUAAGACAGAAAAUCUUCAAUAAUAAAGUUUCAAAGCUUUCCCUCAAACACUACAACAACUUUUCUGCAAAUUCACAUUUCAGAAAGCUUUUAAUUUUUCAGUUUUUGUUGGCAUGACCAGACAGAAGGUUAUUAUACUCAAUAUUUAUUAUUUAAGACGCAAUAGGUGGAGGUGGGGUAAUAUACUAGCACAUGUUAUAUUAUUUUCUUUUCUGUUUUCUAUUCAUUAACAGACAUAAGGGGAGUGAUAUAUUAAAAAAACCUGUCAUUAUGAUGCAACCUGAUUCACCACUAACACCCACUACUACUCAAACAUGUAGUUUAAAAACAAUGAUCACCUGUCUGACCAUGUCAACAAAAAAAUCAGCAAUGUAGAAGCUUCAUAAAAGUAGAAUUUGUGGAAGAGCUGUUAUAUUUGCUUGUAUCAGUUUGCCCAGUUGGUCAUAAGGUUAUGGCUGGUUGGUAUACUGUAUUCACAUCAGUUGGCUCUCAGCAUCUAAAAAGAUAUCCUUAUCUCAUAAAGCUGGUUGAAUAACCUAAGCUUGGGAGUCAAAGUAAGGCAGAAUCUAUCAAGAAUGAGUUUUUUCCCCCCACAGAGCAGUAAAUCAUGGCCUGCAGGGCCCCCAUUACUGACAGAGCAUACUCAAAUCAGCUUUCCCUCCCACAGGCUUUAGAGAAGACCCCUACUUUUCCCCUUUAAUUUGUCUUGUCAGCAAGUGUUACUUGGGAAAUGAGGCCUGAGCUCUUCCUGGUUUUGGCCUGUGGCUGAUAUAAUUGCGUAAUGGAGCCUCUCCACUGCACACGGGAUUGGGAGAGGAUAAAAGCAUUUGCUAUGCCUGCCCAACCGCCUCUGAGCUUAAAAAGCAGUGGUGCUGAACACAGGGUGAAACCAGAUUGAAAUGGCAUAGUUUUGAACCAGUAAAUCUUCAAAUGAACGUAGAAAAUAGGAAAAAGUGCAUAUUUUUUCCUUCAUCAACAAAAAAGCAAUUCAACAUGUCAUUGUUUAUAAUUUUUUUUGGUGAGAAAUCUGACAAUAAUGUUGUUGUUUUUUUAUCUGUCCUGUGUCCUGCUAUGUGACAAUGGCAUUUUAUAAUCUUACUGUUACAUUCGGCAAUAGAUUCACUGAUACGAUUUAAAAUAGCAAAUUCAUCAGUGAAAAGUGGUCUGACAGAAUAACAUGAACAUUGAGUCGAAACAUCAUUUUCAUAUUUUCACAUUCCUAUGAGCUUUGUUUUUUUCCCUAGGCACAGUCAAGAGAAAUUUCAAACUCUUCGUCUUUUUUUCUUUGAUACUCAGCCUAGAGCGAGCAGUGGGCUUUUCGGCGUUGUAGCACCCGUAACAGCUGAAUCUAAGAAUGAACCAAAACAGUAAGGAUGCUGGUCCCCUAUCCUCUAAAAGUUGGAAGACUUUCUUAGAUAGAAAGUAAGUUACAGAAAGUUUAAACACAGAUUGAUUGAUAAAAAAAGGAAAGUUUGGGUAAGAAUGUAGAGAACAGCCUCCCACAUUGUCUGCAAGUUAACUGUGAUUUAGAAAGUUUACAUGUGGAUUUUUUCGAGUUUACUCUCACAGGCCUCUCCCUUAAUUAAGAUGCUGUGCCUUUACUCUCAAACAAACUCUCUCAAAUUGAUUCCUUUAAUAACCUCAAACACAAACAGACUCUCUGAGGAUGCCUUUGCCAGCUGCUUCGACUCCUCCAAGACUCAGUCAGCUCUGAACUAGACAUGCUCGCUCAUUCUUUAUUCUCUCUACGAAACUGUCCGGUGUGGUUUCUACUAAUAAAGUCCCAGCAUUCACCUUGGUAUCUGUCAUCAGCUGUGCUGUUAACAACCCGCUUGCUUCUGCUUCGUCACCUUUAACCUGCUGUCAGCCUGGCCAACACUGACACAUUGUCACCUUUACUUAGCUGCAGGGUUGCUGUCAGCUCCUGUAACAUGGAUUGAAUCUUACCUUUUUCGCCGGUAUUAUUUCAUAAUGUGAGGGUUCCCACGCAGUUAUAUUAAGCUUUUUGGGCCAUAGGCAACAGUGACCUAUCAGCAGUUGUGAGAGUGAUAAGAUUUAGGUGCUGCGGGGCUGGUGGUUCACACAGACUCCAAAACCUUUAUCUGUACUGCCUCCCUCUGCCAGGAGAGGCCUCUUAGCUUCUCCCUGCUGUCAAGACAGAGAUAGAAGAAACUCUCCCCAUCCCCCUUCACAUUUCAUGCUUCAGAGUCACUCCUCUCAUGUUAGCCAUUUUGCAGAUGAGAUGCAAUCUGUAUUUAGUCCAAGUGACUAAUAUUGUGCCCUGCUGCUGUAUUCAAAGCCGGUUCUGAAGUGUAUCUGGGGGUUUAAGAUUUUACCUGCACCUAUGGAUUAAGGUCUGUUGUAUUCAGGGAAAAGUAUUUUAAACAAAAUUGCAGAGUAAGACACCAACAGGCUGAUGCUGCUGGUUUUCCAGGCAUGGCAUAGACAGCUCUUUUGGGAUUGCACGAGUCAGAUGUCGCCGUUGCACCACAGUCCAAUAGCGCCCAGAGCUUAGAGUGUUUUGACAGGCGGUGCAGGAUCGCCAGCAGCCGCAGGAAAGGAGCUUUUCAAGCACAGCUCAAGCAGGAAAGCAAUCAGCAUCAGUGACAGUUAUGGUUUGAAUCUGGUUUUCUGCUAUAGGACAUGACAAUGAAAAAAAAUGGACUGCUUCUGAGAUUGCCUUCCACUGUUUGAGUGUCACUGUUGGCAGAGGAGUACCGAGUACUACUGUGCUGCAAGUGCAGACAUUCUGCUGCAGCUGGUGGCGAAGUCUGAUUAUGUGCUCUACUAAACAAGAACUCUGGGUUAUGUAGCAGGGUGGCUGUUUAGUGGCCAGUGCUGGUAACACACAAGACCUCCUCUAUUUAAGAUGCCAUCUGGCUGACAUCAUUUCAUAUUGCGCACAUCAGUGAACCGAAUCAAUCUCAGAAAUAUCUACUGUAGCAAAUACUCAAAUCAGCAAAAACCUAGAUUGAAGACAGCAAAAAAAAAAAAACUGAGUUAUGUAAAAGCUGGCUGCCGGUCAAGUGACCAAGAUGCUAUAUUUUACACUGAGCAGUUUUAAUUUUCAGUGUCUGACCUCUAUAUCUCUGCGGCUAUAUCCAUGCUGUGUUACUUGAUCCAGUCUUUUCAGCCGUGCAGCGCCUUUUAUGCACGUCCCCUCCCCUCCAGUUAACGGCUGCACCGUGACUUCGGCUCAUUCUUUCUUAAAAAGCAUUGCUGGAAGGGGGCAGAGAAUCAAUAUGGCAAAGGCUGAAAGACAAGGGCCGUUAAUGUAAUAGAAGUGGGUGAAAUACCACAAGGCCCAAGGAGGUCAGCUCUGGCACGCGUCCUAUACUGUAGCAGCGGGGGGACCAGAAGUUUACAACACUGAAUCACAAAAGUGUCGAUGUUUAAUAAGCAAAAGUUUACCAAACUGCUCAUUAAUGUACAGCAGUUUGGAGUACAUUAUUGUUGUAUGGCAAGUGCUGAAAUAAAAGCCUGGUGGAUUGAUAGAUAGAUAGAUGGAUAAAUGGAUGGAUAGAUAAACAGAUACUUUAUCAGUCUCCAGGGAAAUUUCAGGAAUCCAGCAGCACACAACGGACAUGACAUCCAGCACAUCCGACACAUGAAAAACAACUAAUGCCCUCCCAUAUUUACAAGUUAAGUUGUUGCUUUUUAAUUUACAAAAAAGAUGCUUCCUCUCCUCCUCUCUGGAUGUUAUUUAGCAUGACAGUAAAUUAUCUCGUCUUGCUCUAAAACACACAUUUUGACAUCUUACAGUAAGUAAAACUGAGGUAGGAAGAGUUGUUGAAGUCUUAAUAGAAAAAAGGUUAUUUACUUUUACUAUUCUGGAUGUAAAAUAUUUGGAUUUUGGGGCUGUCAAAUGAGUUUUAGAGUCAUUAAUGUUGGUAUCAAGAAGCAAAUUUAAAAUCCACAUGCUGUUUUUCGUAGUUAUUUCUGUCACCGCUGUAAAAAAAUAAGAAAAAAGUGAUUAUAGGCUUCGUGAAAACUGUCCCAUCAUUCUCUCCUCAUAUUUUUUGAGAUACAACAACCCCUCAGGUGAGAAGAGGUGGAUUUUAUUUCCACUGAAGGACUUGUACAACACUGGCUAGUGACUCCCCAGGUACAGCUGUGCUGCAGAUAUGUCUCAAUUAGGCUGCCAUCCUCGCAGAGGAAACAGCGGUGACGGGUGAGUCACAACAUCACAUUUGACAAGAAUGAGUCGUUUUGGCUGAGAGAAAAACUAAGAGCAAAGCGCACAGGGAACAAGACAGAGACAUCAGCCCUCGUUUCUAUUUCCUUGUGUCAGCUAAUAUAAAACUCCCAUUCAUUAUUGAUAGGAGAAUGAAUUUCUCAGCUUUUCAUUACUACAGGGCAACAACUCGGUCUAAAGAUGUCCGACCUCUUGGCCCGGAGCUGAUACUGUCCGACUCGGACAGUUUUCAAAUGUUUAAAUAAGUUACAUAACAGCUUGCUUUUUUUCCUUAAAUUGCCAAAAAGGCUAGGAUUGAUUUUUUUAAAAAGAAAGCUUUGCCCCACGGCUUUCAGCGAGAAAUUGCUCUUUCUUGUGUAUAAAUUUCAAAAUGGUCAAAUUUCAGUUUUACGGAUGAAAUCAGUAGGAAAAAGAAGAGUUCCAUCUCCCCCACUUUCAAAGGACCUCUCUUUUCUAGGGUGCUUUGACAGCAUGCAUGACAAGCCUUUUACGCAUUUCUCAGCGAUAUGGAUUUUUCUGAAAUUUUAGAUUCCGCUAAAAUGAUGAAACCCGACCUUCAAAGUCCAUCUACUUGCUCAUUAUCUCUGUUUAAGGUUACUGCUUAAGGAUGUCGCUCUGUCCCAGGUUUUACGCAGUCUAUGGUUUCAACUAACACAGUAACUUACAAUGCAAAGGUGCUGUUGGCAGCUAAAUUAAACUGAUGAUGCUCAUUUUUACUACUGUGUCUGUAACACACAAACCAAACACAUGAUCUGUCCAAGAAAUCCAGGUCAGAGAGUGCUGUCUAUUACCUUUGCAGGUAGCAGAAAAAAUAAACUUAUUAUAAUAAUUGAGGUGCGAUGUGAAUGUGUACAAAUAUGUUUACUAUUCAUGUCAAAAGAUAGACUUGAAUCUGCAUGUGUAACUUCAAAUCAAAGACUAUGUUUGUGCAUUAUUUAAGGACCUCUCAGGUUUCCCAUCGUUCACAUUAAGAUAAAUGCUGCUGGGAAAUGUUGUUGACCUUUGACACUGACCCCUGCUUGUAUUAAUGUGCUCUCAUUGAUCUGCUCUUCUCUUUCUAUCAAUAGCUCGACAACCUGGACGAGCAGGCCGCACAGAUCAGAAGAGAACUGGAUGGUCGUCUUCAGAUGGCAGACCAGAUUGCCAGAGUGAGUCAGGCUCUGCAGGAGGGCUCAUUGGUUUUAGAUAUGCUUUGUUAUGUUGUUAAUAUUUCACAAAUAUGGUACAACUGAUGGAAACAAAACAGAAAGAGUGGAAAAAGGUUGUCCUUUUUUAGAAAGUGGUGAGUUUUUUAUAUUUUUAUAUUGACAUGAGUUUGUAUUUGUAAUCAGGUCUCCUCUGUAUCAUUAACAGGGAGGCAAGUUCCCCAAAUUCGUGUCAAAGGAGAUGGAAGCCAUGUACAUCGAAGAGCUCAAGUCCUCAGUGAAUCAGCUUAUGGCCAAUCUGGAGAGCAUGCCAGUGGCCAAGGGAGGAGAGUUCAAACUCCAAAAGCUGAAACGGGGACACAACACCUCCAUCAUUGACAUGGGCCAGGAGGACGAGAACACGCUGUCCAAGUCGGAUGUUGUCCUCUCCUUCACUCUGGAGGUACGGUGCUAUGAAAAAAAAAAAGUCUGUUAUGAAGGUUUAAUGAAAGGAAACACCCUUUGAUCAUGUUUGCACACUAUUAUAUCUCAGGGUUUCUUACUGAGGCACAUGGUAUAAACAAAAUCUCAUUAUCCGAGGUAAAACUCAGCUCCAAACUCCUUCUGCCUUAUGACGAACUCAUAAAUCAGAGCUGCUGUUGACGACUUGACUGCUCAGGACUAAGAAUAGAAACAGACAACAGACCUGUUCUGGGGGUUGAACAGACACGGUGUGAAGAGCAGACUGACACACACACACACACUCACACAAACCCGUUUACCUGUUCUGUAAUGGUGAACGUGACUCAUCUUGUUAUCAGCUUGUCUGAGGUGAACUCUCACCACGAAACAGAGGGCAAUUGCACCUCGCUCCUUAUGAUGCGGUACGAUUUCAGAACCAGGAAGCACAGAAUGUACAAAGGACAUAACUGCUCUUUUUUUCCGCUCCCUCACACGAACCCAGGACACAAAAUUACAGCUUGUUAAUCCUAGUAUUUCUUGCACAAUAGCAGCAAUUAGCUAUUUGUGCGAGGUGGUAAUUCCAUGGUGUUUUGGCAAAACCUCAUAUUUCUAGUCUGUUUACUUUCUGAGUGGUCGGCCGCAGCAGCAGCUGCCAGACACUCCUGCAACACACCAGGGAAAUCAAGUUCUUUGUCAUUUUUAAACCUCGUGGAUAACAGCAUGGAAAUGUUGGUAUAAUGAAGUUGCUAUAAGAGAUAUAGGUGAACUCGAUGACUCCCACAACUCUUUUUAGGAAAAAAACAACUAAAACUAAAGUGCAGCCACGAGUAACAUUGAUUGUUUUGGAAAACUUUUUGUUUUGUUUUUUUAAAACUCUUGAGUUAUGUCCUGAUCUGAUCUUUAUUUUGUUAUCUCAUCUAUCUCGUAACUCACUAUGCAUAGUCUGUUCAUAUAAACCUUCUGUUUGCUCACUAUUUUAGGCAGAAUUCCCUAAUAUCUGUGUGAUUGCAACUCUUACAACAAAGAACAAAACUCCCCAUGUGAUCAUUGUGCUGCAUAAAAAGGGACACCGUAGCCAAGUUUGAAACUCUUAAUAAGACGAGUCUGCUUGUAUUUGUUUGUUAAUUUUGGAGGAUUAAGUUGAUAUUACGCCAAGGUUUGUCCUCCAGUGUGUAAUUGUUACAACAAAACAACUUCAGUGGUUGCAUAUUGUACGAUUUUGAUCGUUCAAACAAACACUAAAAUGUUUUCUCUCUGUUGAGCAUAUCAUAAUAGACUCACCUACACUUUUGUUUCCUGUGCUAGAAAAGCUUUAACACUCGAACUACCAAGGCAGUCAUUUCGACUGCUUUCAAAAUUUACAGUGUCCUAACUUUUUAAAAAUAGAACCUAUACACUAGUCACACCUUGACUUUUCCUAAAUGUGUAUAUUUUAUUCUAACAUUGUUUUAUCAUAAAAAAGUUAAAACACAAAAGAGAUCUGAGUAUUACUACCUCGAACUACCAGAGGAGUCGUAUAACUGCAUGCUUUUUACAAAGGGUGUUAUACUUCUCCAUUUGCUACAUUUUCCCGCUCUUUCUCCUGCUCUAUUGUUUGUCUCGUAUUUCAAGCUCUGUGAAGCUAAAAUCUUGCUAUAACUUCACUCAAAACUCAAGAGACUAAAAGAAAAAUGAAAAGUAUGGAAGUUUUAGCCUUGCUUCAGAGCCUUAAUGGGGAAGAAUCCAAUGGAUGAGCAAGCUCAGGGAAUGAUGUGUCUUGGUAUUUUGAGGAAGGUUCUUAAAAACCUUAUUCAUUAUGAUUUUUAUUUUGUUUACUGAUGUGUUUUUUAUCUAUUCCACCAAUUUAUUAUAAGUUUUUAUUGUUGAUUAUCCAAAUUAUUUGCAAAUUAAGACUGAGCAGUCAAAAUGACUCCAUAUGAUCAUUCUAGUAAUUGCAGAAUUUGGGUAGACCGGGUGUUAAACCUAGUUGUGGAGACAGAUCCAGGUCUAAUCCAUGUGAGCCUCUUUUCAGUGACCACUUCUUGAUUGAAAACCGCUGAACAAACUGCAACAAUCCAACAAAACACGCCAGCGCCAUAAUUACACAGAGACCUGCUUGCUGCUUCAGGUCAUUAUCCUGACAGCACAUAUUUCUGCCCAAUGGAAAUCCACAGUUACAGCAUAAUGGUCCCCUGAGGCAGUGUUAGUGCUAUAUUGCGUUCACAGAGUUAUUAAGGACUACAUAUAAAAUUUGAUUUCGUAGAUUAUGCCUACAAGCAGUCUCUGUGAUGAGAAGUUUUUUUUUUACUUUGCAAUACAGAUAUCUGUCAUUUUAAUGUUCUCUUCUAUUAGAAAUCCUGCUAAAAUCUACGUCUCGGUAAUAUGAGGGCACUCGCUGUGAGAGUACAUCAGUUUCGGAUGGGAAGUGUAUUUCUAGAAUAUCCGUGUGGAAGGAUUUGCCGCCUGCACAUGUUGCUGUUGGCAUUUUGCUCCAUGACCCUUUCAAAGAGAUGACUCACCGCUUGUCGUCUGCUACCUUCACUGAGGUGUCUGUGCUUCCUAGGUGGUGAUCAUGGAAGUGGUGGGGCUAAAGUCUCUGGCUCCCAACAGGAUCGUCUACUGCACCAUGGAGGUGGAGGGCGGUGAGAAACUCCAAACUGACCAAGCAGAAGCAUCCAAGCCAACGUAAGUGGCAAACACACAUACGCACGUAUGUUUUUUAAUGAAAAUGUAAAAGUGUAAACUGGUUGGUGUGUUCAUGGUUGGUGGAAAGGAGGGUCUACUGCUGAUCAAAAUCAACCCUGCUUUUCCAGGAUCUUUCUUUGAAAUGAGAAACUUCAAAGACAGACAAACAUCGAUGUUUCAGGCAGCAACAUUAUGAAUAUCUCAGAACCUAAUCAAGCCAUUUGUAAGAUAGAUCCCGUAAACAUACCAAAAUCAAAGGCGUAAGUGGUUUAAUAUUGAUUCUCUGUUUUUUUUUCUGGAGCACAAACUGUUUUUUGUAUUUACAUUCAGAUUUUCAAUAUUCAGAGUCUUACUGAACGUUGGAGAUCGAUCGAAAAAGUCUCCCCAGAUGAACUGAUGUCUCUGUUUGCUGGUAAUAAUUUCCAUGUAUGAUUGUUUUGGGCAACCUUGGCAAAAAAAAAAAAAAAAGCCAUAGGAGCCAUAAUGUUGCUUUGCUGAUCGGUUAUCCUGUGUUCAAUUACUUUUGUCUGGUUCGCUGGGUUUGGGUCACGUGGGCACUGUGUUUGAAAGCUGGUAGGUUAUAUAAGGGGCUGUCUCACCUGCGCUGGGGGUAAAAUUUAUUACCUACCUCUAUUUGGCUAGAUGUGCUGGGCUCCGAUUGGUUAUUCCUAAUGGCUGUGAAACGUAAUCGUCUGUCAGGUUAGGGUUAGGAUUAGGCUAAGAGUUAGGGUUAGGAUUAGGAUGAGGGUUAGGGUUAGGAGAUUUAGAAGUGUGAUAAUGUUCUGUAAUGUUCUGUUCGAUGUACAAAGCCGACAGCCCACGUUUGGCUUGAGCGUGUGAUGACGUUUCCUGCUUUUCUAACCAAUCAGAGGCAAAGGAGGCGGGACUUUCCCUUACGGUCCCCUACAAAAAAAAAUAUCGCACACCGGGGUGGAGUAGUGAGCCUAGGUUGCCGUAAUUUUUGUUGACCGCACUUUAUGUUCUUUGUUUGCAGUGAUACUUGUCGCACAAUGUCCACAUAUAACAUCUGAUGUGUGUGUGUGAAUCAUUGGCCACUGUAGAAGAGAUUUUUCUGUUAUUAAAGCUCCAAAACCUCGCCGAACUAUUGGUGCUUCUUUGGAACAGCAGUGGCAUGUCCCACAAAUAUACAGGACCUAUUCUCUGCCUCAAACGACUUUUUUAAGGUAUGAGGAAAACGGCAAUAAAAUCAUGUAAUCUGUUUUAAAACAGAAAUCCUAAACCAAUCGUGAAAACAGAGAAAAAAACAGUGUUGGCUAACUGAUGCUGUACUCAUCGGGACUAUUUUACUUUGAAGCACGGCAAAAAAACAGAGACCCAUACACUGCAUUUCCAUUUUAUACACAGUCCUUCAUUCCUCUAUUAGCUGUUACGGAUUACCUUUGAUAUCAUCCGAAAGGAAAGUAAAUAUCAGUAGAUUUCUUUCCUUAAAGUUUUAUAUGUGCUUUGUGGAGAUCCUAUCAUCUUCUUUUAUUGGUGUUUGGUGCCCCCCAGUGAGUAUCUCCACAUCCUCAGCUGCCCUUAUAGGAGUAAAGCUCACUUCCCCUUACUAGGUUACAGGAGGGCAUCUGUAAAAUCAGUUUUUAAGAUUUCCCCCCAUUCUUUUAUUGAUCUUUGGUGCCUCCUGUGACUUUCAUCAGAUGUCCUCAGAUGCCUUUAGAAGAGUAAAGCCUGAGUUGCCAAAGCGAGCUCUUAUUAUAUGAAGACGUUCCUGCGCUCUUGCCUGAAUUCCCUUUCCGAGGACUUUUCUUCUUUCUUUAAAUUAUAUGAAGUAUUUGACAGAGCAAAUAAGACAUGACCUCAGAGAUUCAUCUGGUACCCAGGGUUAGUAGAUUCGGCUCUUACAGCCACAGCGCCUUCACCUGAAUCUACACUCAAGAAAUUAUAGGUUUGAUGAAAAUCAUGCUAUACAGCAAAGGGGCUGAGCAGCAACCUCCUGAACAAUAGCUGCUUACGUAAUUCAUGACUCAAACCUGAACCUUAAAACCUUUUUGACUCAGUGGUACCUGAGUCAGCCAAUCAAGGUGGGAAGAAUAACUUUGUCACCCUAUCAGUGAGUCAAGCUCGAAAAAGAAAGGGCAACGUAAAUUUCCUGUCUCUGAGAGUCCCGGUGGAGUACGUGUCUCCUUUUUUUUUUUUUUUUACCUGCCUUAUCAUUACGCCUGUUAUGCUAUUCAUAACAACAACUGUGUCCUAGUUAGGACAAAUAUAUCUUCUCCUAAAUAUAUCCACCUUUUCCUUCUAAUUAACCAGCAUUGCAUAGCACAAGAUGCAAGAGAAGAAGUCCAUGAAACAUUCAUGCGGAAAUGAGCUAUUUUAAGGCCCAAAUGUCUUCCUCUGAUCUUCUUAAUUCAAGAGCCAUUUUAUGAAGAUGGAGAUGGAGGGACAUGAAUGAGGGAGGGGAUUAGCGGAGAAAAAGGCAAGAGUAAUGUGUGUGUACGUAUGUGUGGGUGGAAACACACACGCAUGAAUGCACAGUGAGAAAAAACCCUAAACUAUACCUGAGCUGCAUGUAUUAAUCCACAUAAUACUGCAGGUUAUUUGCAUACAGUAAUUUGCUGUAUUUGUUUUCAUACUGACUUCAUAUUCGACUUCUAACUGCUCUUUUUUUUCAAUCAACUGAUUAAGAUCUUGAUAUUUAUGAUAAUGGUGUUUAAUUUUCUCUCUGAACCUACUCCAGCACAUAAAAAGUUUCAUAUAAAGUUGACCUUCGCAGAAAGAGCUGUACGAACGCAGCACUGCCGCAUCCAUUCACAGACCAUAGAUUGAUCCUCAAGGUCACCUUCUCGCCAGCACAAUGCUUCCAUCUCAAGUCAACACAGCUCUCCACUUGCUCCUCACUGACAGUCUGCAGCUCCUCUGCUCCGCUCUGCUCGUGUCAGAGCUGCCGCAGCAUCUUUAUGCACAUUAAGUUUCAAUUAAUUAUAAAUGUUAAAGAUGGUCACAAGAAAAACAACAUUCUCGUGCUAGAAUUAGACACCAUGUCUUCCAUACCCCCUCACAGAUGAAGAUUUUAGGCGUUUGCAUUCAUGAUGUUGUGAAGGCAGAUGGCGGUGAGGAGUAACAAAAGCGGUUAAAUGUUGUGUAAGCUGAUUCGAGUAAACUGCAUCUCCUCUCUGUGUUUUCGUUUCCGUUAAUCCUUCAGGUUUACGGAGGUGUAGUUCGGCGAUUAAGGUUAAGUCAUUGUCAUUGGUUUUCACUCACGGGAUAGGUUUAUGUUCUCAGGAGGCUUUCAUAUUAAUACAUUCACAUGCCCUAAUGUAAAAUUAAAGUCAUUUUUCUGCUUUGUUCAGCUUUUUUAUGUCAACCAACCACAGAGUGAUCCAUUUUAGAGCGAUUUAAAGCAAAGGUGGCAGUCUUACUCCAUCCAAAGCUCACAUGAGUCUCCAGCAGUGUGACUUUGACCUGUCAGAUUGGUGUCAUCAACAGUAACAGCUUUUUGAGUGAGAGCUGAAAGCUUGAAUUUGAGAGUCAUUUAGCUGCGAUCUCUAUCGUUGAAAUCCCUUAGACAGAGGGAUCUCUCAAGAGAAACUUCAACGAUUUUUAGCAUGGUCUGUCAGAACUUACAAUCCCUGUUAUGCUGUUAUGGGAACAUCACCUCUGUUGUAGAUUCACCAACAUCUUUUCCUCUGAUUUACUGCACUAGUACCGAUGUAUUGCUUACUUCUGAGAAGUAGGUGGUAGGUGAAAAAGGAUUUCAGUUUCAGUGAGGACACAGAGAGCAGAAGUUAAUUUUAGCAAGUCUGUAGAAUCUCUGUUGCUUUCCAGCAGACACACAAAUAUAUUUUGGCUGCUGACACAGGUUUUGUUUCAUAAAAAUAUGACCAAGUGCAGUUUUUUUUUAAAGAUGUCUGGAGCAUAAAUAGAUGGGCUGGAAUUAGAAUGAAAUCUAUGUGUUUGUGUUUCUGCUUUUACAAAAGACUCCUUAACUUUGCUGAUUUUGUUUUUAAACCCUAUAUUGUCCCCUCUCUAGUUGACUAAAACCCAAUAUGUUAAGAGUAUUUUCGUUAAAGCACCUGUAAAGAACUUUCAAGUUUGUCACUUUUUUCAACCCUUGUAGACAAAGUGUAUCUUAACUCUUUCCUGAUAUUUCUAUUUACAUAUUUAAUUAGUUUAAUCAGACCAAAAUCUCAUUCUCUCUUCAUUUCAGAUGUCAAUUAAAUGUUGUAAAGAAUAUUUGGCAUGUAAAUAAUUCAUUAAAGCUGUUGUAGAAAUGUUCUGUUAUUUCUUUCGUCUGACACCUAACCUCCUGCAGGAGUGACAAGUGCAAAAAAUACCUGUGCAGAAACUACCAAUCCAAGUUUUGGGUGGUCCCAUUUGUUUUUAAAGGUCAUUUGAGGGCAGCAGCUAUAGACUGUAUAUAGAAUGGACACCGUCUGCCUCCUUGCUGGGUGAAGCCACCCCGAGAACAGCACCCUCUGGUGACAGGCUGCAGUAUAGGUCAUAAAUCCCACCUCCUCCAACAAUCCCUAUGGAGCUGUGGACAAACUUUAGAAAUUAAUAACACAGAAUAUAAAUUUUUCUCCCCCAGGUUGCGAUGUUGACAUGUAGUUACUGUAAGACUGGUUUGAGCUCAAGUCCUCUUUUUUCUGUACAGCUCCAUUUUUAAAAGUUAUUAGGGGGUUCAUGUUUUCUAUGAUUGACACUUGAUACGGCCUAUGGGCGUACAAAGAUUACUAACCUCACCUGGAGAAACACUGUUAGUGCCGAGCGUCAUCAUAGCGACUCUCGGUGACUCUCCUGCUGAAACCGUACAAUGUUACUGUGCAAUGUUGGUUUCAGGAAAUGGAGAAAAAACCUGGAAAUACUGAGAGCUUUUCAGCUUCAAAUCCGUAUACUGGCAGAGCCAAGUUAUCCAUAGUAUAUACAGUCUAUGGCAGCAACUCUCAUCUCAGUCUGUUUACCAAACUGCUAAAAUGUCCUCACAGGAGCUUUAAAGAGAAGACGAAGAAUCUCGUGCAAAAAGGGAUUUUAUCUUUGUUAUUGUUGCUGAAUUUGUCAGUUUAUGUUGUUUACUGACAUUCAUGCAAGUGACUUCAGUUCAAAAUCUCAAAAGCAUGAACAAUCUCUCUCUCUCAGACUCAUUGACAGGUGAAAUGCACUCAGUGGUUUCUUGAGAUGAAGUCAUGAUGUGUGAACACUGUUCUGUUGUGCUGUCAUGGAAGCUAACCUCUGGAGUGUUUUGUUGUGUCUUUCAGCUGGGGGACCCAAGGGGACUUCACCACCACACACCCUCUGCCUGCUGUCAAGGUGAAACUGUUUACAGAGAGCACAGGGGUGCUGGCACUGGAGGACAAAGAGCUGGGCAGGGUAACAUUUGAUUUUUUUUUUUUGUAUUUUAUACCGACACAAAAACACUCUCUACACAGCCAUGGUAAUACUCCAACCAGAACACAAUAAACAUAUACAGUAUUUGUUAAAAAAGUGCAACUGCUUUAACAUUAUUAAGUGUCUAAAGUACAGCUGAAGUUGUCUGUAAGUGUGACACAUUCAGAUUUUAAUCACUGAAACUGGGUCUCCAGUGUAGCGUCUAUUCAAAGUGACUCACACUCAACCAUUUGAUUUGUUUUGCAAAUCAGGAAACUGUUUUUCCAUAAGGAUACAGCUUUUUACUGCUUAAAGGCAUACUCUGGCAGAGAUUAAGUUAGGAUCAAACACACCGUAACCCCGAGUUAGACACUCCCUCGAGAGAUGAAUGUUGCCGACAGCUUGCUUCUCUAGUUAUACCAACUUUAGUAACGACUACACGAAAGCAAUACACAGGUCUGUGUCUGAGGAGCCAUAAACAAACCUCAACCAAAACACCACUCUAUAGCCACAAAUAAUGCUCAGAACAGCACCUAACUUCAUCAACAGUACAUAUAGGGUCACAGCCAUAGUACUAGCCAACAAACAUUUUUUUUAGCUUUGCCUGAUUUCUUUACCAAAGAGACGAAACACAACUGACCUACUCUCUUCCAGCAGCUCCUUGUCUGUAUGGAGACCUCAGACGAGCACAUCACAAAGUGCAGCGAGGUUAUGCAUCUCUCUAGGGGGUGUCUAACUCGGUGUUACAGUGUCUUAACUUAACACCUGAAUAUACCUUUGAGUUCUUAUUCAAACACGUAUAUAAGUAUUCGAUGUAGAAACAACUUUUCAUUUGGACUCUUUCUCGAUAUGCUUCCAUUUAAAUGACCCGACUGAAUAAUCCUGCUGUGCUCCACAAAAAGUAGGCUGAGAGAAACUUUUCCCAUUUUUAUCGACGGAUUCUCAGUCUUUGAAAAUUAUUUAAAUUUCGAGCUUCUCUGACUCAGACAUGAGGAGAGAUAACACAGAAACAUGUCUCAGUCCCCCGCGCUGUGUCUUCCCGAUGUGUUCACGUCUGAGGGUACCAUGAUAGCCGAGGAAGGUGUUGUUGCCGGUUUGCGAUGGGGCAGCGGCGCCUCAGACGUCCCUGUAGUGGCAGUGACCUUGGCUUUGACAGCGCUCUUUGAUCUCCCGCUGCAGCAGCGUUGGCAGGAAGGCAGGCUUCCUCAAAGCUCUUUAACUCAGCAAAGAGAGAUUAGGCCUCCUCUUCGGGGAGGCAGAGUAAAGCAACGCUCUGUCUCUCUACCCUGACUUUAUUCUUUCACUUUCAAAAAAUUGUGAAACACUUGCACAAAAAUACAAACACACAUAAUCCCCUGCCGCCGCAAACACAGCGACCGGUUGUUGCUGAAUGUUGCACAGGGCGAGAUGAAAGAUUAACUUCCUGGAUUUCCACUGACAGUAAUAUGGAGUCUUAUUUUUAUUUUGUUGUUGCGUACAGGUCGUCCUCCACCCAACUCCUAACAGCCCCAAACAGUCCGAGCUCCACAAGAUGACUGUGACCAAGGCGUGUCCUGACCAAGACCUGAAGAUCAAACUGGCCAUACGUAUGGACAAACCUCAGAACAUGAAGCACUGCGGGUAAGACAGAAGCCACUCAGCAGGAAACGUAAUGACGUUCCUAUGUGCCUCUUUAUUUCCACCGUCUUUCUCAUAGAAUUCCAGCCCUUUCAGCUCCUUGGCCUCAUUUCUAGUCACGUACCAUGGAAAAAUACUGUGAAGUGCACUACUCCCCCUGGUGGAUACCAGUGUGUAGUUAAAAUUUGACUUUUAUAAAAGAUUAUAGGAAAUGCCCCAAAAAUGUCCAGAUUUUGAAAAGAACAUUUUUUUUAUUUCAAUAAUGUUAUAUACAAAAGGGAUCUGGUAAUCUUUGUGUGAUUUUUUAAUAUAAAUAUGAUGCAUGUUUUUGUGCAGGUGAUUGUGUUUGUCAUGACAUGGAUUGUUUUCUCUCUCUCUCUCUCUUUCUCUCUCUCUCUCUCUCUCUUUGUGUGUGUGUGUGUGCGUUUUGACAGCUAUCUGUGGGCUUUUGGGAAGAAUGUCUGGAAGCGCUGGAAGAAGCGUUUCUUUGUCCUUGUGCAGGUAGGUCACUGUAAAAUAGUGUUGAAAUAAAACACAGAGCCUACUCUUUUACUCCAUGUUACUUUUUAGCAAGUUGGUAAUUUUAUUUUAAGCCAAAUGUUUAAAAAAAACAAAAAACUAGGAAGUGUUUUUAUGAUUAUUAGGACCACAUUAAGAAAAAAAAAUCAAGACUUUGAGAUUAAAGUUGUUAAUUAACAAGAAUAAAGUCAUUAUUAACGAGAAUAAAGACGUAAUUAAGUAAUUAGUUAUGCGAAAAAAGUUGCAAUAAAGUAAUUACUUACGAGAAUAAAGUCGUAAUAAAAUCACUAUGGUUCUUAAAAUAAUGUGGUGCUGAUGUGCCAAAAGAUUAAGUAACUCCUUGUUUGAGAAACCGAUAUUAAAAUACAUUGUCAUGAAAUGCUCCAUGGAUCUUAUUUCAACAACUGUCAUCUUAAACAAUUAGGUUAGAAUUUAAGGACUUUAUUCUCAUAAGUAAUUACUUUGCUACGACUUUAUUCUUGUAAGUAUUUAUUUUAUUACGACUUUAUUUUCGUUAGUAAUUAUUUUAUUACGACUUGAUUCCUGUAAGUAAUUACUUUAUUCUCGUAAAUUAACGACUUUAAUCUCAAAGUCUUAAUUUUUUUUUCUUAAUGUAGCCCUAAUACUUCUCGUAUGUUUUAGUAUUGAAAUGACAUAAUAACAGAUAAUUGUUAAAAUGUGUUGAUUGGAAAAAGGAUAGAUGUUGACUUUAAAGUUCAUUCCAUUCAAAAGUUUGGUUUUCGAUAACCUCUGUGGCUGUUAGGAGUGAUCUCUCGCCCUCUCUGUUGCAGGUGAGUCAGUACACAUUUGCCAUGUGCAGCUACAGAGAGAAAAAAUCAGAACCACAGGAGCUUCUCCAGCUGGACGGGUACACUGUGGACUACAGUGACCCACAGCCAGGUGAGACCUCUAUAUGCUACCAGUGCAGAUGUUACCCCUUGUACAAAAACACCAAACUCUUGAACGUUGAUGUGUUUUAGGUUUGGAUGGGGGAAGGGCUUUCUUCAACGCAGUGAAGGAAGGCGACACUGUGAUUUUUGCCAGCGACGACGAACAGGACCGCAUCCUGUGGGUUCAAGCCAUGUAUCGUGCCACAGGCCAGUCCCACAAGCCCGUCCCUCCCACUCAGGUCCAGAAACUAAACUCCAAAGGGGGUGCCUCAGCCCAGAUGGACGCUCCCAUUUCUCAGUUCUGUAAGUACCCCUGAAAUACAACACGGUCACUUAUGCAGAAAGCAGUUUUCAUCCACAAGAGCAGUGAAAUCCUCUAACCCAUAAAUGUCUCACACCAUGCGCUCCACACUGCAGUCACAAAAUGUGCUGGUAGAACUAACACACAAGCACGCACACACAUGCCUUGAUCUUUCACAGAUCCCUCCAGCAUCUGAAGGACUUCCACUCAUUGUCACCACUCCCACAGUGUUUAAAGGUGCAACUCCAUGCUAUCCCAUCAGUCUGUUCACAAGGAACAACCAACCAGCAAAAAUACUUUUAUCACAGAGCAGCAGGACAUGGUGUGAAAACUCUGACUUUAAUUUAAAUAGGUCACCGCACAUAAGAUUUGAACAUUCAAGCCCGCUGGGGCUGAAUUCAGACCGACAGUGCCAGAGCGUGCUGCUCUUGACCAAAGCGGAGGCUGUAGAUUAAGAGGGCCGCUGUGAAUGCAGCCGAGAUUCAGACUGUAUCUUAGACGGUUCCCUCGUCACUGACAGCUGAGCCAGACGACAUGUCUAAAGUUUUAACCAAUCUGUCACUGUACUUGCACCUCUAAGCAGCCCACAGGUCAGGUAGCAAAGUUGAAGGUAAGACUGUCUAUGGUAGUGUGGCAUCUGUACAAACUUCUGUUGUAACUGUCUCUUGUGUCCCCUCUCAUUAAGGAAGGGAAAAUAUAUUUUUGUAACCAUAAUUCCUGCCACUAGCAUAUUUAAUUCACACAGCUCUGAAUAUAAAUAUACAUGUUUUGAACACUGCUUUUAGCGGUUUUGGUAUUGUAGAGAGGUAAGCAUUAUUAUUUCCCUUCAAAACACUAACAUUAGGCUUUCUGAUCUACUUUAUCUCACAUACUUUGAUAUCAAUCCACAAUAAUAGAUCCUGCUAUUCAGAAAAAAUAAACAUGACCUUUUGUGUGCAUUUGAGACCCCAUAUAGUUUAAGCUAUAUGUUUCCUACACUUAUGAGACAGAUCUUUAUUUUUUGAGUUAAGCAAUUGGCCUUUUGAAUACCAGCUAAAAGACACCCAUGGUUUCAGUAAUAAUGAUGAUCAUGUAACAGUCAAACUCACCUUAAAAGCCCCCCUGAGUGAAUUCCACUCUCUGUUAAUCAUAUCAUUGGAGUGUAACUAAAACGACAUGAAUUGGAUCCGUUUCUCAGAAUCCUAUCACACAAAUUCUAUGUUGUUUCUCCAUUGGUUUCUUUGUCCAGUAUGUGAUCGUUCUUGUGGUUAGUUGACUCCUCUGAUGCCAGCUGUUGCCAUUCAAAGCCUCCUCACAGUGGCACAGACCUCCUCCUCCCUCCCCCUGAAACAUUGUGGCACAUCACGCAUACAUGUUUCACCCCCUGGUGGUCUUGAAUGGCACUGGGACCAUAACAUAACACAGCCCCUCCUGACUCUGCUGCAGUGGACCGAUGGGAAAAAAAUAGGCCUGUGAAGGUUCUGAGUGAAAUGUACAAAUUGUCAAAUGUUUUUCUCUUUUUCGAUCAAGCAGAAAAGGAUUUAAAUUACUCUGAUGAGUGUGACAUAGCUGGUUUUGACUGAGUGUCAUUAAAAUAUGAGAGAAUAUAACACUCAGGGCUUUAUUUUCGUGUCCGCCGGUGACACGGCGGAGGGUGGCGGACCCCGCGCAGUGGUAUUUUUGUCUGGCGGAGCCCGGCGUACAGCCAGUUAGGUAUUUUCGUGGACUGAGGCGCACUGAGGUCCGCCAAGCUGGGCGUGGUGGCGUGGCAGGGGAAGGUGUCGACAGAAUCAGCUGGUGCAGUGCCUUUUUUGUGCUCGCCGCCGAAAGCUCGCCGAUUCAAACCUGGUCAGCUUGUCUUCAGACAUCUCUUGAUCUCUUUGACUACUUCACGAAAAUUGUAAUACGCCUCACCGGUGGCGGAUUUAAAGGCGAGGAGAGGAGCUUAUGUUAUUGGUCAAUACAGGUCUCGGCUGUGUUAAACCCACUCCACGCCCUCUCUCCUCCCUCGCUACGACUUACACCACUGGGAGGAGCUGAGUUAGGGAGGGGGGAUACUUACGCCGGGCUGCGCCACUCACCAAAAUACCAAAUUGUGCUUGGGAAUGCCUUGUCGUCGCGGCAGACCUGACUUACACUGUGCCUGCACCACGUCGCCAGCGAAGCGCGAAAAUAGAGCCCUCAGUAUCAUGAGAGCAUCAAGAAAUAUCUCAAACAGGUUCACCGAUGAUUCAAUCUUGCGCUUAAAUUACUAAAGGUGAAUAAAAAUGAUGACCAGUAUAUAGUCAAAGUAAAAGAUCCUAAAUUUUAUACCCCAGAAUACAAAGGUUCAGUUUUUCCCUGUAUUUCCCAUGAAGCUUAAUGCAUCUGAACCCACCUAACACCCUCAUAUUUUAUUAUCAUAACGUACAGCUAAUGAUGUUAAUUUUCUGAUGUAUCUUUUAGUUUUUCAAACUCAUAACAUAAAUUGAUCCUGAUAAAAUCAGUAUGACAUAACAGGCUUUCAUUUCUUCAGCCCCAGUAUAUUGAAUUAACUUUACAGGGUGCAGGUUCAGGGUACAAAGGAUGGUUUCUGUUUAAUUUAACUGAGUGGUAGCCGUUCAUCGUUAAUCAUCGGGAAAUAACAGGAAGUGGUAGGUCAUAGAAAUAGACAUUAGCAGUUAAAGGGAAGGUGUGGAGGAAGAAAUGCAAGGCAAGAGAGGGAUGAGUCCAAAUUUUGAGUUAUUCUCUUAAAAACUGAGUACCCCCCACACACCUUCAUUUGCAUUUCCUGAAAGAGGAAGCAUCAAACAUCAAGCGACUUAUCAAAGCAACCCAAACCCCUUCAUUAUUUCUAGCUAUAAUAAGAAUUUCUAACCAUAACUGUUGGACUGAUCUUUGCGGAUUGCUCCUUUAAAGCUAGUUACAUUUUACUCAUGAAGUUGUGAUAUUUCACCAUGUGCCAUUUCUAACUUUUCCAGGACCUUCAUAGUCUCUUUCCCUCGACUGAUAAAAUCACACAGGCACCAUUUACAAGUAAGACUAACAACCUUAUUGGGCUGGUGAAUGUGUCGUGUCAAAGUUGCUUUCAAAAGUAAGCCUCGUGUUUGAUCUGCAGCUACAGAGCGACGGUACUUAACAUGCAGCUCUUGCCUCCUUAAGUACUUGUCCAAAAUUCAGAAUAAAUAAACUGCAGUGGAGUGAUGAGGAUCGUUAAUUCUCUCUUCCUGUCUUUCUCUAUCUUCUUCUCUGUCUCUUUCUGUCUCUUUAAUAUACUUCAACAUCUGUUGUUCACAUAUCCUCACAUGUACUCACACACCACCGCCCAAAACACUCUCAUGUUGGUAUAGGUUGUUGUUUUUCAGUUGUGUUUUCUUCUUCAUGCUUUGCCUGUACCCUUCUUGAGUAAUGCAGCUGCUAGGUCAGGGUCUCUCGUGAUUGCUCUCCUCCAGCCUUGUUGCUAGUCUUUAUGUUAUUCUGGUUUGUCCCUUCUUACCCUGCUGUCUUCUAGCUGGACUCAAGGGUAAGUGCUUCCCUGUAGCCGGCACAGCUCAGAUAAUCCCCGCUGAUUAUCUGACAAAUGCAACGUUCUUUCUCUCUUCUUUCCCUCUUCUCCUUUUUCACGUCUCGCCUCAUGUCUUAGAUAUUUAGUUGAUAACUUUUUUUGUUUUUGACGACCUCAACUUGAGGAUCAAAGUAUAAGCAUCCAUCCGUGCCAGCAUAGGAUGCAUGUAUUUUAUUAUGAGAACUUAUUAUUUGACUCAGAAAUGAUUAGAGAUAUAUAUUCUAGUUGUUAUUGCAUAAUUGCCUUCUCUCUUUUUCAUAUUGGUGACUGGAUCCCUCAGAGUAAAGCAAUAUUAGGAUAAAAAUUUGAACUACCAUUCCAAAAAGUGAAAGUCCUCAUUUAUGAAAAAGAUUUGAUGUUUGAAUUCGUUGAGAUUUUUCAAUCUAAUGAGCUAAAUACACACUUUAGCAUUCGUUUGUAGAAGUUAGACAUUGAAAACACAUAAGAUAUCAUUGUGCAAAUAGACGAGGUGCAGGUAAAAGUGUGAAUGAUGAUGAUGUCCGCAGUUCUUUAUCGAAGUAUACUCCAUGCAUGAGCGAAAUUUUCCCUCGCUCGUGCUUUACUUCAGAGGGCCCAAAUGCUUUUAGUUCUUUUCUUUGAACUUUCCUGGACGAGAGUUGGCAAAUAUGUACGCGGAGUAUUCUGAAUGCCAAAGAAAAGGAGUAGCUAAUGCCGCCCCUUCUUACGAUGCAAUACUCCGGACCCCCCUCCCCUCCCCCUUCCUCAUACAGUAGAUGGGCCUGUAGAUAGAGGCUAGACCGGUGUAACACCUCCAGCAAGUAGAGAUCUCAUUUUGAUUUCUUUUGAUUGCCCUUUGUUUUGCCUGAAUAGGAGAACACCUGUGUCAUGUGUCCAUACUUUUGUACAAAAAAAACAGGAGUUUUCAUUCAUUUCCCCCUCAUCUCCCAGAGAAUGAUACAGUUUUGCCUCUGUCGGCUUCAUGCUAUCUACCCAUGUACUUGCACCAAAUUGUAUUGCUACCCUAUUAGAGUUUUCCAGUAGUGGUAUGCCUGUUAGUGUGCUCUGUAGAGAUCAUGAAUACACUGCAACAUAUUCAAGUAUUGUCAACUUGCAAAUGCGUAGAGAAAAAAAAAAAAUCAAGGAAUGCCAAAAAAAAAGAAAAAAAUAUGCAAAUUUGAAAAUGGGUCUGCAAAUGUGCAUGACAUUUAAAAGCUCUAUGAAAAGUAACACUGUUCUCCGGCAUGUGAUAAUUUAUAUAUAUAUGUAUGCAAAAGUACCUUUUCACUUUGGGAAUCUGGUAAUUUGAUUUAUGGUUGUAGUCAUUAUGGAAAUCCUCAGUUAUGGUUGUAGUUUUCAGUGUGUUAUGGACUUAAACACCAUUUCCUCAUUUAGUCAAGUCAAAGAAGAUGUAGCCCACUCACUAUGUGUCAUAGCCCGACAACCCCAGGCACCUUCUUUCCACUCUUUUGGAUGUUUUCUCACUAUCUUAACACUGAUCCACAACAUCACUUCCUCUGCAACUUUGGUCCUGAGUGGAUUUUCUUCUUGUGGUCGUCACUUUUUUUGUCUGAGUGAACACACAAUUGUCUUGUCUCAUUACAAAGAUGUCUCUUUUCGUCUUUCCUGCCACUGUCUUCUCAUCAAGCACUGGGUGUCAUUUACUGUCUUCUUUAAGUGUUUCCAGACCCUUUGUGUCCUACUUUUUUACAUUAUGACUUACUUUACCUGUCUUGUCCCUCUUCCUCGAACAAUCUUUUACUUCUAUCGUCCACAUCAUAUCUGUUGUCUCACAGGUUUUCCUUCUUAGACUGGAGUAAAAAAAUAAGACAAUAAUCCUCAAGUUUAACCCUCUGUAGGCUCCCUCUUAUCCUAGCAAAUCUCAAUGAAUGCUUUGCCCCCGCUAUUACACCCUCUUCCCUUCCCACUCACUGACCUGGAGGUUGACGGAUGUCACUUGUGCUCUAUUUGGUGUCCUGGCCUUUCUCAGCCAAGAUCAGGCCCCCACUUCCCACUUCCCACCCAACAAAUCAUCAUCACUCAUGUUAGUGUCUCAUGGACAUGACACCUGUCACUCACACCGAGGACAAGACUGCAUCUCGUUAUCUAUUUGGAAUCAUCCCCGUUUCCAUCAUGUGGUUGCUGGUAGCUGUGAUACUUACCCAGCACUAGACACGCUGGUCUUUUUGGUUAGUAGACGUUCUCUAUUGUGAUCUCAAGAAGUAAAAACUGAGUAUUACACCAAAUGUUUUCAUCAUGCAUAUUUACUGAGUUUCAUUAUAAUUUCAUUACCUUUUAUUUCACACCAAUUGAUGUUACUAAUGCUACUAACUUUCUCCAUUAAUUCUACAGAGCAGCAUCAUUUUUCUUAAAAGUCUCUUGAAACCAAGACGGUUAAAGUUAAGGAGGGAGACCAGCAAUAAAAGUCUGAAAGAAUACGACAUUUUAGGAUCAAUAUCGUCAAAAAAACAAAACAAAAAAAUCCAGUUUUUACAACUUUUUUCUUGAAUUAGCGCUUUAUAUGGUAUCCCUGCACUGUUCAGACGAAUUAUACUUUUACUAUAUUCCGCCUUUUUAUUAGCACAGGUCCGAAUAAUUGUCGGGACCUGAGUGAUAUUCAAGAAUUGCGAAUGGCAGAAUCUAUUGCAUACAUUAGCAGAAUGCAUCUAAGCAGCACUUUUUCCAGACAUGUUUGGGGUAUUUAAAGUUUAAUCCCCCCCUGCAAAACUUUAGGGAAUGUGACAUACUAAGAUGCAUGCAUGCACAUACAGUAGAUGAUCAUUAGACUCUCAUCCACCAAUACAUCAAAUCUCUUUACGCUGUCUGACACAAUGCAAGUUGACAAUGUAAGCUGUAAGUGUUUAUAAUUUGCAGAAGUAGUCAAAGAGAAUCCCUGGUGUUUCUGUGUUGUGAAGAAGAUUUACUGUCUGCCUUUGCCUCACUGAUGUCCUCUCCUCUGAACCGUGUUCUUUUCCCUGUACCGUUGGCUGGAUAGAUGCUGACAGAGCUCAGAAACAUGGCAUGGAUGAGUUUAUCUCCGCUAACCCCUGUAGCUUUGACCACGCCUCGCUUUUUGAGAUGGUGCAGCGGCUCACGUUGGACCACAGGCUCAAUGACACCUUCUGCUGCUUGGUGAGAGACACUCUGCUCUUUACUCUAUACUUGACAUAUUUGUGCUCACACUGUACUCCAUUUCCUUUAGCAUGCGCUGCAGACUGUAGAAAAACAUGGACAACAUGACAGCUCCCAAAAGUGAAGCCAAAGUAUUACAGUUUCCACUUGUCCGACUGUAUUUCUUCUCCAUUCAUAUGAGUAGACGCGUCAAACGGUGGACUGGAAAAACAAAAAACAAGUCAUUUUUUUAAUGAUUCUGAGAAAUUUUGACUCAUGCAGCGUUCGUGUUACCAGCGUUCAGUUACCAAGUUGGAAAAAAGCUAAAUCGAGGGCGGAAACAAGAUGGCUGUUAUUUUAGCGCUUGUUAUCAUGAGUUAUUUUAGCAUCCCCUUUCGUAGAUUUAGCCGAUUUUGCUCUUUUCCGACUUGGUAACUGAACCGCUGGUAACUAGGGUGUGACAUCAUUCUCCACUCGGACAUCUGACUUCCAAGGUAACUCGAACGCAGCAUUAGUCCACACAUAGUCAGGUAUUAAUGAAAGCUUUUUCUCUUGAGCUUUUUCUGUGUGUUUCAAGCUUUCUUGAUGUGCAAAUAAAACUAUAGGUCACUAAAUACUGAGAUUUUCAAAAAUGAGGUGAGAAAAGGCCGACUACAUUUACUGUUUCUACUGCCUACACUCCAUGUUUGCAGGCCGCUAGCGUAUGUCCACUCAGUGAACUUAUAUGUUUACAGGGAAAAUUAGCUGUCCUGCAUUGUUAUAUUGCAGGGCUUGUAAAUAAGUCACAUUGAACAGUUUUUAGUUUUCAAUUCAGUGAACAGGUUAAAGAUCACUCUUUACAUUUACAGAAGAUGGUAUGUUCUUCUAUGGUGUUUUUUAUGAUGGACUGAUUACAUAUUAGUGCCCCCUACUGGCCUGGAUGCUUAUGGAGGAAUUUGAACUAUGUCUGUGUUGUUAUGUGGACUUUUAUUUUAAACAGAGGAAAACUUUUGGUUUUGAAAAACACCUGACUACUUGUGGACUAGAUUUUAGGUUUAAUUAGCUAUUUCAUGUUAAAAUGUAAAAUAACACUGUUAUUCGCAGCAGAUCUCUUGCUUUUCCUUAAAUGAAAUGUGUUUCUUGUUUUAACCAAUAACCUGUUUCUGUAUUCCUUUAUUGUGAUAUUUCUUUGCUCUUCUCUGGAUGUAAAGGAUACCACAAAUAAAAUGUAUUGUUAUUACUAUUAUUAUCACUCUACAAAUACAACCCUGUGCGCACCAGAUUAGAGAUGCAUAGAUGGAACCGAAAGAGAAAACGUAUCAUACUCUACCACAGGGAUCAUUGAACUUUCCAUAAGCAUGAGUAUCUCCUUCAAGCUGACAAUAGAAGCUUUUACGCUGUGCUGACAUGAGGGAUCAUUGCCAUUUAUCUAAAUGUGUGUUUUAAGUUGCGAAAGAGGCUUGAGUCUAAGAGCUGAUACGUAGUACGCUGACCCUGAGUUUAGUUGUGCACGGAGAGGAGGUGGAGACACGUUGUCCAUUUGUUAUGUACAGUCAGUAGCUGGUUCACAAACACGACUUUCAUCUGUGUUUCUGUCUAACAGGGAUGGUUUAGCCCGGGCCAGGUGUUUGUCUUGGAUGAGUACUGUGCCAGAAAUGGAGUUCGAGGCUGUCACAGACAUCUGUGUUACCUGCGUGAUCUACUGGAAAGAGCAGAAAGUGGGGCUAUUAUAGACCCCACUCUUCUUCACUACAGCUUUGCAUUUUGUGCCUCCCAUGUCCAUGGAAACAGGUGUGCCCUAAUCCCUUCUUUUUGAAUCUUCAUACUUUGGGACUUACAUUUCUGAACAUAACAUUAUCAAGUUCACACAUCUAUAUAAGUAAAGAUAGCUUUAGGCAGUGUGAUUCUUUCUGUAUAGAAAGUAGGUGGGCACAUAAAAACCCUCAGACACAACAGAUGAGCAGAAAAUAGAGAAGUCGACCUCAUCAGAGACUCCACAUCUUUUUUUGUCUUCCAUUUGUGUUACUUUGAUGCAUUUACGUUUGUUCUUUUUUAUGUUGUGUUAAAGUUUUGCUGCUUUUUCUUUUACAUGUUGUGUUGUUGUUAAUCAAAUGCUUGUCUACAUACUUUCUUUGUUUUCUACCAUUUUCUGUUGUUUUUUUUUUUUUUUCUCUCUCUGUCUUUUGUUGCCAUAGUCUCUUACUGUCCAUAUUAUUCAUCCUCCCAUGUGUCCGUUAAAGUCAGAGAGGGCAGCAAUUACUGGGGGCCGCUGGGCUAUGUGGCCCUUGAGUCCCCAAAGAGUCCCCAAAGCCCAGAUCCCCGCACUGCCUCUAAACGAACACGCAUGCUCAAGUUUAGAAAGAGAAAGGAUUCCAAAAUACCUCUGGUUGAGGGCCAAAAAAGGUGAGAUUGUGUUAUUUACUUAUAUGUGUAACACAAAGGGAACUGAUGAAAGAAAUUUCAGACUAUUUGCAGUUUGGCUCCUUGGGAGCGGAGAGUUUUCAGACAGAGAGUGUCUGAGAUGAGUGGUUGCAUAACUUGAACUUCUGUAGAGUGAGAGUGUCAGCUGGGUUUAAGUAUGUGGGUGUGAUCCUCUUAGGCCAGACGGGCUGAGCACAGUGAUAGUGGACGAGAAGGAGCGCUUUGAAGACAUCAAGGAGCGGUUGCGUGUGAUAUUGGAAAACAAUAUUGUAAAUUUCAGGUGACUUUUGACACACAAACACUCACAAAAUAUUACCAUGGUCCUUUUCUCCUGGUGUUACAUUUCAUGUCUACAUAUUUCCUUGUAGAUAUUGUUUCCCCUUUGGUCGCCCAGAGGGAGCCCUGAAGGCCACUUUAUCUUUGCUUGAGAGGGUUUGUAAAGACAAAAAACACUGCCUUUUGCUACCCCAUGAAUCGCCAACUUUGAUGUGCUUUGAUAAAUUGCGUAAUACCUCUUUAAUGUGGCCUGCAGGUCCUGAUGAAAGACAUUGUGACCCCAGUCCCACCUGAGGAAGUUAAAGGAGUGAUUCGUAAAUGUUUGGAGCAGGCCGCUCAGCUCAACUACCAGCGGAUUCAAGAAUAUGCUAAAAUUGAAGGUAACCGGAACCACACUAACAUAACUAAAGACAUUCAGGGUAUUUAUGUUGAUUUAACAAAAAUCUUCUCUUAAGAAUCAUACUGAUUGAAAUGCUCAGUUGUUGUAUGUGGCAUAACAAAGCUAUGCUACUUUUCAACUGUUUAUUUCUGUUCCCAGACUUUGUUUUUGUUAUUCCAGCAUGAGAUUGUACCUAUUACUGCUGUUAUUUAUCUUUAUGCACAUGAUGAAUUGACUUAGUAUAUUUGUGUCCAUGUUUCUCAAAUGAUUUGUGGCAUCCCUAAUAAUUUUCUGACAGCCUGUCGGUCACUUUCUGUCUCUCAGUGCAAUAACUCUCUCCUUUGUUUCAGGCCUGCUUUAGCUCUGUGCUGUUCUGUAGGUCAAGUUGGCUUUUGUGUAGAGGUGUGUGAGUAAAAAUGCAUUCAAAUCCAAAGCCCUGAAAUCUGUUGAUGUGCCAAUCUCUCCUUGUGCCUUGAUUUUAUUCAAGUUGUGUAGCAACCCAGCCUCUGACAUACUGUACAAUGAUUGGAUGGAGAGAUCAGCUUAACUGAAUGUCCUCUCUGACUCCCAGCUCUCACUUCCCCCUUUCUUACUAUCUCACUGUAACUCUCUGAUUCCUCCGACUGACUCUGCCCCACACCCUCCUCCUACCCCCUUUACACCCCUGCUUUGAAAAACCAGCAGCUCUCCUGUCACCUCUGUCUUCUGCUCUCACUGAAGAUCACUUUCCCUCUACUUUGCUGUCUGUUCUGCUCUUUUUCUCCCUUCCCACUGUCGUAGGCUUUGACACAGUUAUCACUUUAUUUCAACCUCUUGACUAUGUGAUAAUUGGGUUUUAAACCAAGGGAAUGCUGGGAUUGAGCACCUACAAACCAGCAUCAACAACAUGCAUGUGCUUUUAAGACAAAACAACAUGGCUUUAUUAUUGGGGUGUCAAUAAAAAAAGACAACAUUUGAAGGUUUCUUAUUCUCUCCUCUGCAGAUUUACCACAAAAUGCAUACAGUUUGCAUUUUUUACACAGAAACGAAUGUUGUUUAUGCCUUAAAAGGAACCCCCCAGUGUGCUUUAAGAUACUAAGGGUUCAAACCUUACUAUCUUGCCAAGUUUACUGAGUUUACUGUCCUUGUGAGGUGCCCGGUUCAAACAAAAGCAAACAUUUGGCUUUGCUAGUGGGCCUCCUGCCCAACGAGAAUGUCGUUUUCACCCGGACAGCCCUCUUCCCAUCAGCCUCCGAACCUCCAGCCUUCCCACCUCUGACCCCAGCCUUUUGCAUGCCCCGAUCCUUUUUUAUAGGGAAAAGGAGGGAAAUGUAUGAGCACCCUGUCUUCUGCUUGGCGUCUCAAGUGAUGGAUUUAACCAUCCGUGAGUACCUUCAUCGCUUCCCCCUCCCUCCCUUCAUUCUUUUAUCAAGCACUCUUUCACCUCAUUUCCCCUCCUCCUCCUCCUCCUCCCGCCUUCCCUCUUUUCCAGAUAUGUCGCUGCUGCUGCCAUGCUUGUUUUGUAUCUGUGCUUCCUGUCUGUGAGAGUGAGUGGGGAGCCAGUGGAGAGAUCUGAAUAGUACCACGCUGAAUCAGUCGGGGUCCUUUCUUUUACGAACCAUCUGUUUGUGAUGGACAUGAAUGAGCAGUCUGGUCUGUAAGCUUCUUUCUUUUGGUUGGAUGCCCGUUCCUUUGACUUGAAUGCAUUUUUACAUUGCUUACAUUGUUAUCUCCUCCAGUCAUUCGGUCUGAUCAUGUGUCAUUGGUGUGCCAAACAGGUAGGCUUUUAUCCCACCGUGACACCAGAGACCACAUCUGUCAGAGGAGCUUUUGUAUGUGGAGGACAGGAUAGGGCAGGGUGUUUGAAUUCAACAGCUCCUGUUUGUAUUUUGAAUUCACUCAGUGUGUCCUGUCUACGGUACUGGCCGCUGUUUCUGUGUUUUACCUGUUUACAACAGUCUGAGCUGUGUCUGUUUGUUAACAAACAUCUUAUCACGAUUUUAAUUUUCCACAGGCUAUUCAGUGUUUCUGUUUUUUUACUGUGUCUUUGUGACGUUUGUCUGUUGCCUAGAAAUCUCACUCCCUGGAGCCGACUUCGUCCCAGCAGAUUGUUUGAAAGGGUCGUCAACUCCCCCCCUGUAACGUGAAAAUAACCCUAAAAGCGUGCCAAUUCUAAACAUCUCCUCUUUAUCUCUUCUCUCCCUUUUUUCUCGCUGAAGUUGAGAAAGGUCAAAAGGAUCAAAAGGAUCCAGGUGAACUCAUGUUUAGCUUGUAGUCCAACCACAGUACACACAAACAUACACAGACAGACCAAACCUUGCACUACUUAAGUAAAUACACAUCUUUUUAAAACAGAUAUAGGACACAUGCAUGCAUUCCCUGUGUAUAUAUAUAUACACACAAUAUACACACACUCAUUUAGACUGUAAGAUGUCUUGGCAUGUUUUAAGCAUCUAUGUUUACAAAGUAAAUACCCUGAGAUUGUAUUACUCUAUACCACAGUAGAUUUGGUUCAAGAUUGUUUGUGAACUUUUAUUUUGUAUUAUAUUAAUCACUGUUGUAAAAACAUUCCAACUUUAAAAACUUUAAAAUGUAGAGUAAUACAAUCUCCUAAAAAAAAAAGCCACAUAUUUGCCUACGCAUAUGUGAAAUCAAGAGAAGAAAAAAGCGGACAUAAGCAACAUUCAAAUGUGUCCCUCAUCAUCCAGUGGAAAACACAUGAACAUGUUUUACAUGUUAACAGACAAUCAUACUCUUGAUGAUGAAAUCGUCUGUGGACCUUACAUAAUAUGUAGAUGGUAGAGUCACAAUCAAAAUAAUAUUUUAGGUUGUUACGAGUCCGUUCAGCCCAAUUUUAAAUGAAAGAAAACCUAAUUACCUUUUUUUGUUUGCAGUCAGAGAGAAAGCCAAGUUUUAUUUCUACUAAAGCAUAAUUGUUUUUUUUUUAUAUGAAAUAUCAUCAAACACAAUAAAGUCAGUAGUAUAAUAAAAAUAUAAAACACAAGCCCCGACAGCUGCACCAGGGGUCAGCAGUUUGACUCCUGGAAUAAUAACAACAAAAAAACUGAUUAUUUGGUCCUCUAGAAACAGAAACUGAUCAUAUGAGUCAGCACUGUUUUUAUUUCAGUAAACUUUCUUCGACCCCUUUGAAGUUGGUGUUAUGAUUUGAAACAUCGCCAGCUAUAAUUCUGAAUGCCAAAGCAGAUGUAUUACGUAUAAUACUGUAACUAAUUGUAAUACAGACGUGAUUCUAAUGAAUCCACAAAGGCCAACUUUGCUUUUAUCCUGAACAGACCACUAUUUCAGAUCAGAUCCCACUGCUCCCUCUGGAAGGAGUGAUGACCACAGAUGAAAAAGUUACUGUAAUACAAAUCCACCCAGCCCAUCCAUUAGUGUUGAUUAAAUGUCCUCUCAGACGAUGACUCAAGCAUUACUUCAGCUCUUCUCAGGUUUCCCUGAUGGUAAAGGCUUCAUGAUUACCGAAAAAGUUACCCAAUUCCAGACUCUUUGAAUCUAUUUUAAGCCCUAAAAUAAACCCUCAAAUUAUGCCUUUUUUUCCGUUUAGCUUCAGCAGGAAGAAUAACAACUUAGUAGAAUAAAAGUUUAAGAAAAACAAGAGUCAAUCAAGUGUCAAACUACAGUCCAAAAACCACUUUUGUUUGAUGUGAAUUUAUGUAUAAAUGUUCUUUAUUUUUGAAAUUUUUUGUAGCCAUUCGGUUUCAUGUUAUUACGAAUUACACGCACAUCGUUCAGUGUAGACGUACCGUUUCAACACUCUCAUUUCAUGACAUGUAACUGUCUUAUCAGAUCAUUCUGUCAGCAAAGACACAACUGAUUUAUUUUGGAGCUUUUGCAAAUUAGAGACAAACGUAAAUAAGACGAAGAGUGCCAAAUUAAAAUUUCCCCAAAAAGUUUUCUUGGAUGACAAAUCAAAAUAACCUCACACUGUAAAAAUAAUCUGGGAUUGUCCUUUUUGAAUGCUUAGUGACCUUUACAACCCCAGGAAUGUCUAAAAAGGCAAAUAGAUGAGGCAUUUCUUUGUGUUAUACAGAUUGACCCAUUUAUCUUGAAAAAUACAGAACAGCAAUUUCUAAAACUCUGCUUUAAUAUUUAAAAACAAAUUUGAACAUACUUUGAUGUAUUUUAAUCUCUUUAAGAUUGAUGCUCCUGUUUUUACUUUUUAAUUAAUCCCUCUACAUAAUAGCCUGAUUCCAGUUGUUGAAAAAUACAGAAAUUAGUUUGAGUUUGAUUACAAAAAACAAAGAAAGUCCUGUCAUUCAUUUAAUAGAAAGUUAUCUAAGUUUCUAACUUUUAAGUGAAAGUAAUGAUUCACUUUUACAGUGUGUGUGUGUGAAGUUUUUAUUUUUAUGCCACUCUUGAUGCAGAUUACUUAUUCAGCACCACCUCACAAUAUGCAUGUUUUCAAAGCCACAUUGCACCUCCAUCUCAACGCCACUUUUCUUGUGCCUGAUAUCAACAAACACAUCAGCUCUGUUGCUUUAUGUCAUGCAACUUCCAAAUGCAAACAAAUGAGAACACGCUUUACUUGUCACGGGGGUAUUUUAGCCACACAACACAGCGUAAAGCACUGUGUUUAUACUUUUAUUAAACUGUCAAAAAUAUAAACAGGAAGACUCUUUUGAAUAGUCAUCAAAAAUCCCCCUGGAAUCCUGCUCUGUGCUUGACUAACCACUCAUCCCUCACCCUCAUCCUUUUGUCUCAGAGAACGUAGGCCGCUUAGUCACGCCUGCCAAAAAGCUGGAGGAAACAAUUCGCCUGGCGGAGUUAGUCAUAGAGGUCCUCCAGCAGAACCAGGAACACCAUGCGGAGGUGAGUGAGAACCCUCUCCUCCUCUAAACACUCUCCCUCUAUAUGCCCACUUUUAUCUCAUGCUGCGCCACAAAAGAGAGUGAAUCCUAUUAUCAGUUUCAUAUAAAUAAAGCUGCUUUCAUCUAUGGGUUACUAAAAAAAUUCAAACAUGAAUUUAAAUUAGGAACGCUCUAAUUGCUGUUUGUUAGACCAGAGCUGAAUAGAUUCAGAGUGCAAAGUUUGAGACUUUAAAUUAGACGGAGUGAGACAUAAUGUGUGCAACUCUUUGCUGUAAUCGCAGUUCAUAGUUCAGUGCUGCAGUGUUACAUAAGCUGAUAAAGGCAUUGAAAAACUGUGUUUAUAUCAAGUUUUAUUCAUGGUAGUCAAGAAUAAACUGUAGGAAGGAAGGUAAAUGCGAUGUUAAACUUUUGCAUGUUUUGUAGUGAGACUCAAAAGCCUGUGAAGGAAGAAGCCCUCAGAUCUUUUACUUACAAAACUACCAAACAGACAGAAGAGUUAUAAGCUAAGAAGUCCUCAUGGAAAUGUGCUGUUUACAAAGUCAAGGCAGACUUGAGGUGUCUAGGGUGCAUGCUUUUUUCAAAAAUCACCCCAUAUGAGUUAUUUUCACUUUGUUUGUAUUGAUUCAUCAGCAAUAUAGACAAUAACAGGAGAGGAUUAUAGGGUGUAAUAAAGAGGUUUUUGUCCUGUGCUUUAAACCUCUACAUUUGAUCUCUUUACCAAUUCAUUCCCUAAUUCAGUUAUUCAAAUGAACACCCUGUGCCUUUACAGGAGAAAGUAUUCAGUCAGACAGUGUUGUAGUCAACUCACCAAACCUUGAGUCCGAGUUUAGUCUCACGUUUUAAAAUCAGAGUCAAGUCCAAGAGCAAAUAUGGAGCUGAAUCAGGGCUUAUUUUGCGUUCCAGUUACCUCGGAAGUUCGAUGUCAGAACUAGGAAUAAAGUCAUAACCCGAGAUAACGGCAUUCUGGUAAACAAGUUGUAAAACCAAGAUGGACGCUUACUGUUGUAACGACUGACUGGGAACUUCCCAGUACAACUGGAACGCAGCAUAAGUCCACGUUAGGGCUGGGCGAUAUGGCCUCAAAUCAAUAACACAAUAUAUACUGAGCAGUUCACCUCGAUAAUGAUAAAUAAUGAUAAAUGGACGAUAACUACUCAACAAGUUGCUCACCCCCUCCCACAUUAACUUUGUCUACUUCAGACGCCACUCCAGCCACUACAACUUUUAAAUUGUCCUCCAUCUCCUCACCUGUCUUUCCCUCUUUGUUACGGGCUAGAUGGGGUGGAGUCACGUCUCCGACAUAGGACAGCGUCUUAACGGGACAUGAGACCUUAGCCUACCUAAACACAUCUUAAACCAACUUUUAUUUAUUUAUUUUUUGGACAUCGAUAUGAGCAAAAUGACUUUGGUUAUUGUCGUAAAUUUUGGUUAUCAGAUGUUCAAAUUAUCGGUAUCAACACAGGACGUGUUAAUGAGCAUCAUCUUAGGGAGACAUACUCGUUGACACUGCUGUAGUUCGUCACUGCAGGUGUUAAAUCCACUCCAAAAUACCUGCAAAACCACCGACUGACAGAUGUCAAAGAUUCGUUGUUCUUCUUUAGACAAGACCAAAUGUGCAUGCACAUGCUGUGUGUAUUGAAAAGGUUAUUAAAGGCUAAUGAAAAAAACAGUACAUCUGCCUUUAUCAGUGCAUACCAUGUACUCCUCUCUAUCUCCUGAGUGUGAGUGCAGAUAAACUAGUCCAAUCUAAGUCAUGAGUGCAGAAGCCAAAGUUAGGAGUAAGAUGUUAAAAUCAGCAUUGGAGUCGGACUCGAGUACUACAACACUGCUGUCAGAAUAUACCGUCUGUUCAAAGAAUAUGUAUGUUUAUUUAUUCUUAUUUCAUGUUUUCUAUCCCCACAGUAUGUGAUUACCAACUGACUUAGAAACAUGCAGUGAAAAAUACAAUUUUAGAAAAUAUCAAAAUAUUUAUUAAAUGGAAAACCUCAACUUACUUGUCCUAAAUCAACUGACGUACCUUGAUUUGGUUACUGUCCACUUCUCCAACAUUUUUUUUUUUUAAUGAACCCUGUUUGUAGGAAAGCAUGACCAGCAUGUCAAGUUGUGUAGAUCUGAAGGUAAUCCAUUGUGAUCUCAGAAAAUACAGAUAAAGCAGAUUUAUUGUAUCUCUCUGAAUAUGCUUGACAGGCGGCAGUCACAAGUUCUGGAGAUCAAUCGGUACAGUAUUUUUAUUUUCCUUUUUUCCUCCUCAGUCCCCAUCACGACCCUCCUGUAUGGCAUGUGCGCCACUAUGGCAACAGGCACCUUUUAGAAAGAGAAUGAGCUCAUAGAGGCCGUAGCAAUGGGUGGGUUUGUAGGCAUAGAUGUGAGAGCAAACUUACGUAAAGAAUUCAAAGGCACUGUAGCUUGCACAACAUAAUUGUGAUCAUAAAGCAUGUUCAUCGGGCCAUGAAGAGGUUUCCUUUCUCUCCAAGCAUGCUGAACCAGUAAGAUCCCCAAAGUAUGCUCCAUGUGAACCUCCUGAAGUUUGAUCCACCAUGAUCCACCCCUUCCAUCCAAUGAUUAAUUUCACAGUCCGCACUCGUUCAAACAUUACUCCCCAAGCUUUUCCUCUUUCAUCCCUCUCUGCUGUCUAUUUUGUAGUUUAAAAAAAAAAAAAACAGCUUUUUUUAUUUUUUAUUUUACAAGAAAUGCCUCAAAAAUACGUUAUUGUUCUGUACAUCUUCCUGUGUUUAUACUGUCAUAUGACCGGUGACUUCCAAAGCAGGGGAAAGAGGUAUGUACUGUAGCUAAGUUGAAUGAGAAACUCCCAUAAUGCCCUGUGCAUGUCCAAUAAAUGAUGCCACGCCUCCUUUCUUUACUCAGCAUCAGUUGAAACAGCACUUUAGACUGCGUGGCUGAACACUGGGUCUGCUAUAGAGCUCGCAGGGUCCUGAAUGUGUCCCUUAAACUCUAUCAAAGGUCGGGGGCCAUCCCGCCUGCUGACCUUUGCGUCUUUCUGUCCCUUUCUCCUCGGAAACUUUGACAAUCCCACCCUUUAACCCCCUCGCAAUGACAGUAUCUCUCCUUGAAUGUGAUGGAGAAGAGCUUUGUUUGUUGCCUGUUUCUCUAAUACUAGAACUGUCUAGGUUUUUAAAUGUCCGGAGAGGAAGGUAAGUAAACAGGUAAGUGGCUGCUAUUGGGUCGGUGAAGACAAAAAGGGAAAAUAACUGAGAAGCUGUAAACUAAAGCAUGCAGCAUAACCUAGAAAAAAACAGUGCUUCAUUUAAUGAACUUGGCAACAUGUAAGCUGAAUGAUAAGCAAAUAAGCCAAGCCAAGACUGCCAGCAAAGCAACUCUACUACUGUAAACUUCUGCUGUCAAAGGGCGGGGAAGUCCUGACUGUGCUAAAAAAAAAAGAAAAAAAGUCCAGCUGAAUCUCUAAGACUGACUUAACUAAUUGGAAGAGACGCAUCCCAACACUGAAGAUGCUGUGUGCUGCAGUCUUUGGUGUGUCUAGUCAAAAGAUGUGCAUGAGUCACAUUCGCAUCGAUCGGGUUAUGGGUUUGUCAGUGAUGUGAAUGGUGGACCUCUCGUCUCUUAGCUUGAGAGAAAACGCAUGCAGGGAGUGCCACAUUUGCAUGAGAGAAGCACUGUUCUCUUAGAUCUAUUGAUGCUGUCUUAAGUAUAACAUGUGAUUCUUUUGCUGCAACUUGAUCUAUAAGCAAUCCUUUAUUAUAGUCUAAAUCAAUAUGAAUUCUAUGGAUUCUGUGAGUCAGAGUCAACAUUAGAAAAUACAGAAACCCACACAUACAACACACAAUGAAUGAACAAUCCAGGGAGGUGUGAUGGUGAGUCUUUUUGUCUUCAGGGAUGGGUAUUGUGAGGAUUUUAUUAAUACCAAUAUUGAUUCUAAUGCUUCUUAUCAAUAUAAAAAUACUUAUUUUAUGCUUUCCAUUUGCUCUCUAUUUUUUGAUGAACAUAAAAAAACAAGAAAAACAUGAUUUUCAUCGGAGUGGGUCUUUAAAGGCUGCACUGAGGAUAUACUUAGAGUAAAGCUAGCGAUAACAGUCUGAAAGGCUGCACUUCUUCAGAGUUAUUAACUUGUGUUUCAUGAAGUUGGGCAAAAAAGCACCGUAGUUGAAUUUGAUAAACUUUCAGAUCCUUUGCUCAUCAAUAUAAAGACCACUAGACUUUGUCCCUUAUGAGAUCAUGAUUAUGCAAAGUUGUUGCUCUGUCUAUGGGGAAGAUGCCAACAACAUUAGGACUGAACAAAUGAUUGAAAAUGAGAAUAAAUAAGACUGUAUGUGAACAUUAGGUGACAGUACUGUUUGUACGGAUAUCCUGGUACUGACGUGUCUGGUACCAAAACUUCUGGUUCUUGUUACCCAUCUCUCUGAAUACUGUGUUUAAAUGCUGGUGUAGGCCCCAUCUGGUAAGCUUACCUUAGCAUAAGGAUUGGGAGCAAGAGGUAACUGGUCGCUGAAUUUUUCCAACACACUUCCAAAGUACUAAAGUUAAAAAAAACAUGUUUAAAUUUUUUUUUUUUUUUCUAUUUUUGAUCAGAAACAUGGACUAAAUGAACCCCCUACUAAAAGUUCCAGUCAAUGUUGCUAAGCUAAGCUAACCUAUGGUUGAUUCUGGCUUCAUGUUCAGCAUGGAGGAGGAGUUUCUAAUCCUCUCAUCUUACUCUCAGCCAGAAAGCACAUUAGCAUAUUUUCUAAAUGUUGAACUUUAUACUUAGAGUCACACAGUCGGAAAUACACAGAUUCAGUAGAUAUGUGUUAAAGUCCCGACCACUUUUCUUCUUCCUUUUUUCUUUUCAUUUCUUCACUGAAGUCUUUGUUCACCUGUUUGAUGUCCUGUUGUGUCUCUAGGCAUUUGCAUGGUGGACAGACCUCAUGGUGGAGCACGCAGAAAACUUCCUGGCUCUCUACGCCAUUGACAUGGACGCCGCUCUGGAGAUCCAGUCCCCUGAGAGCUGGGACAGCUUCCCCCUCUUCCAGCUGCUCAACGACUUCCUACGGACAGACUGUAAGCUCUCACUCUUCUUUGAAGCGUUCAGUUAUUUUUGGCUUAGACAAAGGAAAAUAAUAUCUGCCUGUCACUUUCCCUCCCCCAUCCCAGAUCAUCUGUGUAACGGAAAGUUCCACAAACACCUUCAGGAUCUGUAUGCUCCUCUGGUGGUUAGAUAUGUGGAUCUGAUGGAGUCCUCCAUCGCACAGUCAAUUCACAAGGGCUUUGACCGAGAGUCCUGGGAGCCUGUAAAGUAAGGAUCCUCCGUCUUUAGAGCUAGGCUGUAGGCUGGUGGGAGAUGCAAGGCUUUAUUUUCAGAUGACAGCCCGACUGCGUGGAGACUGAUCAAUCUGGGAGAGCAGCUGUAAUGUUCACCCGGGCUUCCUGUAGGUUCACUUUAAAACAACGAGCCAAGAGUGGGCUGAAUAACCUAUUUUUUUCUGCGAAAGAAAUAGGUUGUUUAUUCUGAAAAUAGAUGUUGACUAAUGUAUGUUCUCCCCAACAUAUUGGGGUCAGGGCAACAGCUAAUAUUUCUGUUGUUUUGUUGUGUAAACUAACCUCCAUAACGUGUGCUUUGUCAUGUCGCCAGAAACAAAAGCGCCCAGACUUUCAUUUUGCUGUGUUAAUUUAUUUGUCGUGGCUUUCACACUUUAGAUUUAUUAUUUGAGGGUUUUUAACAAGUAAUGUGCUUUUUCUUGGUCUUUAUGUUUAUUCUUUAAGUACUGCUUCUUCUCACUGCAUUUAUUACAUGUAUUCGUGUGCAUUCUGACUCGAGACCACUUUGCUCUUUGUAUUAUACGUCUCUUGACAAUGACCAUCAGUCUUCGUUUACUGUCUUUACCUAAUUUCAGACUUUGUGUUACUUCUAUGAUGAGUGUUACAUGGCUUUCUGCAGCUCCCAUGCCACUGUUAUGGAUUCUUUUUUUUUUUCUUUUUGUCUGUCUUUUCUGCAGGAGUUUAACAAGUAAUCUGCCCAAUGUGAAUCUACCAAAUGUGAACCUCCAAAUUCCCAAAGUACCAAAUCUGCCAGUGCCAGUAGCAGGACUAUCAGUUAACCUUCCACAAAUGCCUAGCUUUUCUACCCCGUCAUGGAUGGCUGCUAUAUAUGACUCUGAGUGUGUAUUCAACUAGUUCACUCUGGAAAUAUAAAACUAGCAGAGACUGCCUUGGUAUGAAGAUGCUCUCUCAGCCAAACUUUGUUUAAACCUAAAAAAGGUGCAUUUUUUCAGCUCAAACUUGAGAAAAGUGUGAAUAAAAACACUCUUAAUGCACAGAUAUGUUUACAUUAUGUGUGAAUCUUCUGCAUUGAUGCUCAUGUUCAUGCCAAGAGCGCUCUGAGAGGUGUUAGAGUAGAUGGGGUACUGCUUCCGAAAAAUGAGAGGCUGAAAUGCUCUCAUUUGUCUCAACAUGCAUGCUGUUGAGCUGAGGUGUGGAGAUACAGGCCAAAAAAAAACCAAAAACAAAUAUUGAUAUCACAUAUUUCUCGAAGGCUGUUUGGGGACUUGCCACGCAGGAAAAAAAAAAAUCCCCAUUUGACAACUUUUGCAAGAUCUCCUUGCAUUAAAAAGGUGUAUCUCCUCAGGGUUGUUGUCCACACACAUUUGCUUUAGCGUACUGUAAAACAUUCGUGGCCUCAGGUUCAUCCCUGACCUUAACCACCUGCUAGCGAUCUGAUUGGGAGGGGAGAUAAUGGGCUGGAUGGGAGAUGAUAGCUCUGUUUUAUCAUCUCCACUCCACACUCAACAUCUAUCCUGAAGCUGUCUCCCAAUCAGCUCCGCUCACGGUGCCUUUAAAGGUCUGCAUGGUUUGUUUUGGUAACACUUCCAGGGGCCUCACCAACCCGGGGACAUGGAUGGUGAGGGAGGGCUUGUGGAGGGAAAUUUAACUUAAAAAAAAGUGCUUUUUUCUGUACUGUUGAUACCAUUGUUACAUACCCUCCCUUACGCCUCCAUUCCCACACCUUUGUCUUGACACAGUGUGAUCAGCUGCUGUACCUGCAGUGACUCUACCUGCAUGUGGCCACUUCACAUCCCGAUCAAUAACCAUACUCUACAGCAUGGUUAUUGAUUUGUUACAGUAAACCCCCCGCCCGCUCCUUCUCACUCAUACACUGACUGUCCACUAGAAGCAGACGUUGCACAGUCAGUUUAUGGUGUAAGGAGCUCAGUCUGACUGUGCUGAGGUGUGGAGGAACAGCAUCCUCCUCUGCACCUGCCACACCACCCUCCUCCUCCUCCUUCCCCUCGCAGCUCUUCCCAACUCCCUCCUCCUAAAAGUUGACCUUUUGCCCUCUGACCCGCGCGCUUGUGUGUGUGUCUGUUUGUGCGUGGUUUAUGGCAGUAAUGGCUCCGGAUCAUCAGAGGACCUCUUCUGGAAGUUGGACGCCCUCCAGACCUUCAUCAGGGACCUCCACUGGCCCGAGGAGGAGUUCGCCAAACAUCUCGAGAGUCGCAUCAAGCUCAUGUCAAGCAACAUGAUCGAGAACUGCGUCAAGCGGUGCGUUUCUGCGUGAGAAGAAGAGUGGCCCAAUAUUUAGAAGCAAGGGGUGUCACGAUUCUACAAAUCCUCGAUUCGAUUUGAUUUUUGAUUUUAGGGUGACAAUUCAAUUACAAUGUUUUUCAUUUUCUUACAGCACAGAGGCCGAUGCCAUUUAUAGACUAGUCUAGUCUACGAUUAUUGGUUUUAUUAAUUUCAUUUUGUUCAGUGAAUCUUAUUUCAAAAGAUGGGCUACAUACAAGUGAUGCAAUUUCCAUAAUUCUUGUGUAAUGUAUCAGAUUAGGCACUAAUGGUCAAAUUUAAAUAGUUUAUUUAACAAUCUUGCUUUCAGUGAAGUAAAAGCAACAACAACAAACAUGAUAAUAACAAAAAUGAGAACUCACAGAGACCAUGACGUAGUUUCGAUAAAAAAAUCAAAAUCGUGAUACCCCUAUUAGAAGCAUCAAAUAUGAAUUAUGAUGGGUUUACUGAGUUGUUAAUAUUUGAUAAACACUUUGCCUCCUUUACAGCACCAGGAUGGCAUUUGAGUCCAAGCUGACAAAGAGCAGCAAAUCCACAGAUUUCCGCAUCUCUCCAACAUUAUGCACCAUGUUCAACGUGAUGGUGGACGCCAAGGACCAGUCGGCUAAAUUGUGUGCGAUGGAAAUGGGCCAAGAGGUAAAUUCCUCAUCAGGGACAGAGACUCAUGUUGAAAAGAGAUGGACUCUAUUAGGACUUUUAUUUUAGGUUUUUAAGAAAAUCUUUAAGUUGAUUUAAAGUUCAAACUUUGCCCUCUCUUUUGCAGAAACAAUUCCACUCCCACAUCGACGAACUGAUUGAAGACAGCGUGAGAGACAUGAUUCAACUCCUGGUUGCAAAGGUGACACAGUUCAAGUAUUACUCUGCCAACUAAUCCUAAGAAAAACAAAAAUCACAAAUUAGAUUUUAAGCUCUUUUUAGUUCAGACUUGAGUGUGCUGAGCAUCACAGAAAGGAAUCAUAUAAAAUCUUCUAAGUUUUUCCUGGUCUUCAGAGGCUGAUCCCUGAUGACAAACACUGAUUAACAGAAUCAGUCCAUUUUCAGCUGACAUUUGAAAAUCUUCACGACUUUCCUCUUCGAUAUUCUUCAGCACCUUCUUCAGUUUCUUAUUUGUUUCUUUGAGUAAAAUGUCCCAUCGCCUUUUGGUCGGAUUAUCCUGCUACUAAUUUAAGCCUCCCUGAGGAAAGACUGUACUAACUCUGUACUCACACUACUUUCAUCUCAUGCUGUUAUUCCCCAGUUUUGUUUCAUACUUUGUUUCAUGACAGAGUUAAAUUCUCAUCAAUAUCACUUUUUUUUUAAUUUAAAUUAUUGCUUUCAGUUUCAGUCUUGUUUACUUAUUGAUAAUUCCUGUUUUUUCCUUUGUUUCUCAGUUUGUUGCCAUAUUGGAGGGUGUGUUGGCAAAGAUUUCCAGAUACGAUGAAGGAACUCUCUUCUCCUCAUUCCUCUCUUUCACGGUGAGAUGAGCUUGUCUCUGUUUACUCCUUUUUAUGCCAUAUUGUCUUAAAUAAUCUCGUUAUAUAGGAUUAAAUUAGUAAAAGACUACAAAACUUUGAUUUCGAUUGAUGACACUUUACUUGACGCCUAUCUCUAUAACACAUUAUAAAUUAUAUAUAAUGCGUUAUAAUCACAUUAUAGCACUGUAUAACUAGUUUUAAACACUCAUAAAGGAUCACAAUGCUUUAUAUCAGUAAUCAUAACACAUUAUAAAGAUUUUAUCAUGACUUACAAGCUCAGGUGCUUAUUUUGAAAAAGCCUUAUGAUAAUUAAUGAGUGUUUAUAAUGAUGGUUAUAAAAGUUUAUAAGCAAAUUAUAACACAUCAUAAAUACAUGUAUAAUGCAUUAUCUAUGUGGGCAUUGUCAGUGUGUUGAUAACAGUUAUAACACAUUAUAAUACCUGACCUUGUAAGUCGUGAUAAAAUGCUUUAUAUUGUGUUAUAAUUAUUGCUAUAAAGUAUUAUGAUCACUUAUGAGUGUUUAUAACUAUAGUUAUACAGUGCUAUAACAGGAUUAUAACACAUUAGACAUAAAUUUAUGAUGUGUUAUAGAGAUAGGCGUCAAGUAAAGUGUUACCUUUAGAUUCAUAUAUGUCUGUAGCUUCCAGCUUUUUUUAAUCUAAUUCUAAGACUGUAUUUUACCUUUAAAAGUCAUUUUAUACAUUUUUCCUCAUGUCAACAGAAAUUAAAAUGGUUAGGUAAUAACACAUGCCUUUAUUUUUCAAAGUUAAGUUUUCUUUUGAUUAAAGUAAUAGUAAAUAAUUUUGGGAUUGAAAAACUGAGCCUUUGACAUUUGACUUGAAGCUGUGGUUUGACAACUUUAUUCUGAUUUCAGGUGAAAGCUGCCUCUAAAUAUGUGGAUGUACCUGUAAGUGAAAUAACAGCCUCUCUCUCUGUGUGUAUUUAAAAAAAAAAAGGUUGUGCACAUUCACUAAACACAGCUGAAAAAACACUCAACAGAGUUUUUUCAGCUGUUUUUAGACAGCUGCAGGUUUCUGGUGUUUUUUUUCGUGUCCUCUGAGCCCUGACCCUCUUCUCUCUUACAGAAACCUGGGAUGGACGUGGCCGAUGGCUACGUGACCUUUGUGCGCCACUCUCAGGACAUGCUGCGUGAUAAGGUCAAUGAGGAGGUGUAUAUAGAAAGGUUAUUUGAUGUAAGUAAGAUGCCGUCUCCUCCUCACAAGAAGGGAGGGGCCUUUCAAAAUGUGGCAAAACAACAGGGCAGAGAGGGAUAAGUCCCAUUUUGAGACCAGGAAAUGUAUUUCAACCUGGCAGAAGAGGCUUCUCUGAUCCUCUACCACUCUUGACUCUUCUUUUCUUUUCUGUCUCUCUUCUCUCUGAACUUCAGCUGCUGCCCUCUGCAUUCUGGUGUGCAUUGCCACAGUGCUUUUGGGCCUUUGUGUAUCGAAAAAAGGAAACUUUUAUUUACAAAGAGUCCAUAAAAGCAUUCUCCAAAAAAAAAAAGAAAAAAAAAAAAAGGAUUAUCUGAAGCAGUGCUCUCUGGAAAGAACAAAACUAUCCAUAGUGACCACAUCCCAGCACACCAACUUCUAUUUUUUGAGCUCACCACCGUACUUUUGUGCUUCCAGAGACUUUCCACUUUCAGCAUGUCAGCCUCCUGAAUGAACGACACUCAGCCUGCUCGGCCUCGGCCCACAGCACAGCACAGCACCCACGCAGUUUCUCUGUGAACUGAAGAUGUUGGGUGAGAGAUGCACUGCUGGACCAGGGUGACAGAAUGAUGUCAGACAUGGAGGCUGACAUGUCAGAUACCCUUUCUGUUAGAGCAUUGGUUCCUAACCUGCAGGUCGAGACCUCGCCGAGCUAAAACAGAGAUGUCUGAACGGUCAUGAUCUGAUUUAAAAGAAGAAAACCCUCACUGACUCACAGAAUAAGAUCGAUUUUACAUGACUUCUCUCUGAAAUAUCAUGAUCUUGUUUGAGAUGCUUUUCACAGGCUGUUGCAUCUGUUUGGUAGACAGUGCUUUAAAUGACAAACAGGGCUCUCCAUUCACAGUCAACAUAAGCACUUAAGUGCUGGCUGUUUGCAGGAACAUACAUUUGCACUUAGAUCACAGUUAAGGUCAUUUCCGUGUGUAGAUGCAAACGAUAUCGCGCUCCUGCACGUCUUUUGGUACUGGCAUAAAAUUGAAAGAAAACUUUAGACUAAAAAUACACAGAACCUCAUUUUGCAUGUGCCCACAUGUAAGAAUUUAAAAGACGGGUGAGCUUUGAUUAAGUUGGAUUUGAUGAUCUCAUGUCAGUUAAAGUAAGGUGACCUUAUUUUAAAUUCCUAAAAAGAGGACAUGACAACGGGGGGCAGAGUCAGGGAGUCGUGUGUAGUUAAUUUUGAGAGUUUUUCGGGUCAAACCAAGUUUUUUUUAUGUGCUUUUAAUGCAGUAGGUCCAAGCGACACAAACUCAAAACCUACAUACAAAACUCUGGACAUUUGAAGGAUUAUAUAAACCUUCCCUGACAAAGCCGGACAAGGCUGGUCAGGCCGGACAGCCCCCAAAAAAGAGGACAUGUCGGUAUGGUCACGCUAGUCAAAGUGAACCAACUACCUGCCAAUACCAGCUAAUGUGAUGAUGAAGCUGUUAAUCUAGAGGGAGCAGAAUCUGACUCGUGUUAGGAGACAUCAAGAAAUUUUAACUUUUGACAGACAAAACCAAAUACCUGACUGAAAUAUUAUUCAUCAGGGGAUAAAAUUGACUGUUAUCAGCCUAUUGGGGAAAAAAAAAAUGUUCGGCAGGGUGCGUUUUUUUUUUCGUGCUAAAGAUAUAAUACAAAGAAAAACACCUAGAGUGAUUCAAUAAUAAUGUCAAUAUCAGCUUUAUUUAUAUAGCACAUUUAAAACAGUCAAUGGCCGACCAAAGUGCUUUACAGUAAAAUAUCCAUAAACAAUUAAAAAAAUAAAUUAAAAAAAGCAUAUACAUAUAAAAACAUAAAAGAACAAUAUAGAUAAACAUAGCAAAUAAAUAAAAUAAAAAAAACAACAAAAGCAACUAUACUACCCCAAAGGCUAAAGUAAACAGGUGUUUUAAAAGUGAAAAGGCUAUAUUUUAUAAUAAUAAUAAUAAUAAUAAAGUACUUCACAACAACAAAUUCAAAGGAUAAAACAACAUGACAUAAAUUACAUACAAGCAGAUAAAUACUGGUCAUAAACAGUCUAGACAGCAGCUUUUUAAAAACACCCACACUGUCCACAGCUCUUAGUUUCACAGUUUAGGAGCCAAAACCUCUGGUCUGAGGAUCUCAGAGUCCAGCCAGAGUUAAACGGCUUCAGCAGGUCUCUUAUAUAACUGAGAGCUUGACCAGGCGACACCCUGUGCACAAUCAAGUAUUUUGAAUUGGAUUCUGAAUUGAAUGGGGAGACAGUGCAAAGACUUAAGGACGGGUGUGACAUGAAACUCUCUGGGUGAUUUCAUCAGGAGCUCAGCUGCAGCUUUUUGGACCACUUGCGGGCGAUUCAGAGAAAUUAGAGAAGUUAAGAAGGAAUCGCGAUAAUCAUGAACAAAUAUCUCAAGCUCAUUCAUUGAUGUCAUAACCUUUUUCGUCCAUUCCUGAAUUCACCAAUUUUCUUUGCACUGUUUGAAAAACUAUUAAAACUUAGCAUAUAAAAGAUUACACCAUAACAUGACAUUCACACAUAUUUUGAGAACGUUAUUAGACUCAAUAACUUAAUAACUGCAUUGGUUCCAGCUCAAAACUUUAUUAUACUGGUGACCAAAUUGGUUAUCAGUGAAUUCCUCUCUGGAUAAUAACAGUAUGCGGUAAAAACUAUUCAAAAGAUACACAGAUAUAGAAGAGGCAGAUGUGUAUGAGUUGUGGUUGAACCCCAUAACCUGGUGCAACAGACUGCAAGGCACUCAAAUAAAGAAAACGUUCAAGACACAUCAUUGUAGUUGUACAGCUCGGAUUAUCAGUUUUGGUGUAGUAAGUGGUUAAAAAAAAGGUCGAAGUCCUGAAAGGUUGGGAACCAGUGUGUUGGAGGGUGAAGAGAGCACUGACUUACUAAUAUAUAAUCCUAAACAGGAUACAUUGGCAGUAAUGUGUCCUCCAUGUGUGUUUUGAACGACACAUAAUGCUGUGAUUUGUGUGCUUCAUGUCAUUCAGAAACUAUUUGUACAGACCUGUGUCUCUACAGGUGUGUGAUGGCUUUGUGUGUGUGUGUGUGUGACAGGUUCUCGGUUUUGUGAGGCCGUGGCGUGUCUGACAGUUUUUUAUGUCUGAGAGACUCUCUGAAGUCUCUCUUUGGUUUGAUAUAUUUUUUGUGUUGGCUGAAGAAGCAGGAGUCUUGUGCCAGACAUAUAUGAUUACUUUCUUUCUUUCUUUUGGAGUGAGGAGUGAUGCUGUUGUGAAGUGGGUCUGCUUUUGUCUUUGGAUCCACACCGGCUCCCCUGUCUCCUUCUGUUUUGUCAGUUUUUUAUAGUCUGGAGUCCCCCCACCCCUCCCUUCCCUCUGUGUCCUCUGUGUGGCCCCCCAAAGUCACCAAAAUCCUUCUCAGCACUGUCAUGUUAAAUUCUCCUGAAGAUUUCUCAAGCUGUGAAUGUUUCAGUUUCAGCGUUUUUAUUUCAGUUCUCAGGAUGUCAAUGUUUUCUCUUUCAUUUGAAUGCGCUCCCAUCUCUCCAUCCAUUCGCAUGCAUGUGAAAAACGUUCCUUGGUGUGUUGCAUAGGCUCUACCUUAUCUCUCUUUCUUUCACUGAAUUGAUUUCAAUCCUUUUUAUCUCCUCUUUUUCUGAUUAACACCAUUCCUGCUGCCUCCUCUUUCCAAAAAAAGUGGCACUUAUCUCUAGUGUUGCGUUGCGUUGUUUUCUCACAUUAUGUUGGUUGGCAUGAGUUUUAGAGUCAAAUAAUCUUCCUGUGUACAUCUUCUAGCAUGACCCUCCUCCUCAGAGUUCUGCCUCAUUUGCACAUACAGCAGUCUUCCUUAGCACGUACUCUGCCACCCACCCACCUGCGAGGUCUGCAUGCACUGCACGCUCAACUCGACUGUGAAGUGGACAGGCAUCUGCAUAUCCGGCCUCAAGUUCCAAACCUUUCGACCAUUCACUUAAUCUUGAUCCAAACGAAACCUCGACAAACCAAACGAACGAAAUCCUCACUCUUCUCAAUCAGACCCUAAGAAAGCUUGUCUGCGUUCCUGCCUACUCACAUGUUUAAAGUUGACUUCUUUUUCCUGAAAUCAAAGGUAUGACGACUGUUUCUAGUAGACCUGGGUGCUGUUCUCUUGUAACUUGAUUCAGCACAAAUGCCAAGCGGAGAAAAAGGUACAAGAAAAUAGCACCGCUGCUCCCUGCCUGCUAACCAUUGACUCACUCUCAUUCUGUUUUUCUUUUGCUAAUGAACUUGUGUCAAAACUAUAAUUUCAACUCCCCAUACAGUAGCUGUUUGCACUCCUCAGCGGGGUUUUGAAUGCAGCUCUGCAUUUCUGCUUCAAUAAAUUAUAAAUAAAGGCUAAGUAAUUGCCUUUCAUAAUUGAUGGGCCAUGCAGCUUUUUGUAAAAAUAUUGACUUUCUUACUCCUUUAAUUGGGUAAUUACAAUUUAAGAUAGAUAAGUCUGUCAACGUUUAUGAGUUCCCUGUUUAUUUUCUUUUCCUCCUUCGAGUAGCAGUAGUCUCAGAGCUCGAAGUAUUUCCUCUUGAAACUGCUCUUUUCAGCUCUUCAGAGUUUGUGCGCAUGUCAAACUCUCAGUGUGUUUGUGUACGUCUGUGAGAGGAAGUAUGAGUGCAAAGUUUAUCUGUGCUGUAAGGAGUGAGGCUAAAAUUCAGGAGAGAUGUAGCUUAUAAUAGGAUUCAUCAGAAAUUUUGAUUUUAAAGCAUCUGUUUUCAUUUUUAGCUGAUUUAGAUUCAAAUGUGGGAGACAAAUGUGAGGUAUUGUUAGGUAAACCUUUAUCCUUCAUAGAUUUAAAAGCCCCUAAAAUUCAAAAUGAACUCAACCUUCCUGUCAGGAAAAAGAUAUGAAGAUCGAUAUCCCUCUCCUCUUUAUAAAAUUAUAGCGUUUGUCAAAUUGACACCACCAUUUUUUACAUGUAAAUGAACCCAAGUGUAAGUACCUGAAGUGGAUGUGUGAUAUAUCAUUUCUAAGGCGGUAACAGUUUUGUCUUUUCUUUUUUUUUUUAAACAAAACAUUAAAGUUUUGUUCAUUUUAAAGCUGCAAGUAGAUGAAGAUUGUUCCCAUAGAUCAUAGUAAGGCCAGCUGUGUAGUUCUCUCCUGAUCCCCAUGCUGAAUUAAAGGCACCGUGAGGGAUUUUAAUGUCAUAUGACUCCUCCCCUUUAAGGAUAUUCAUGGAUGAAGACUCCGUCGCACACUGUCUUAAAUAUGCAGCUCAGAGGGUUUAUUUGGGGUGGAAAUGACAGUGAUACAGGUCUGCCUUUAAGUCUUUAAAGAUACAUUUUUGCAGUGUGAUGAAGUUACGUUUUGAUUUGUAGCUUUCUAAAAAUAGUAGUUGUAACCUGGCACCAAAAAAUCUUUUUAAACUCUGACUUUUUUACUCUUUCGUAGCUUACAAUAAGUACAGUGCUCAGCAUAAAUGAGUACACCCCUUCAGAGUUGUCAGAAAACCUGUAGUUUCCUUUCAAAAUCAACAUUUUCUUUGUCAGACUUUACAAUUUUAAAAUACUCCCCCAAAUGUAGGCCAGUGAUUGCAAACAAGGAUGCAAAAAAGAGUACACCCUAAUCAAAGUUCUGGGAGCAAAGUUAAAUUUUAGUUACCAUAUCACCCUUAUUUUCAUCUUAUGGUAAACAAUAUGUUAUGUUGAACUCAGCUCUGUCAAAACUUUGGAAAUUGUACUUUUGCUCAUCUAGAUAUUGAGUAAUACAUUACUUUUAAUAAGGGGUGUACUGACUUAUGCUGGGCACUGUAAGUAUGCAAUUAGACAUUGGGAAGGCGUCAACAUUAAGUUCUAUUUAAAGCCCAACAAAGCCCUGAUUGUAGAGUUCCUCUGUCUUUUCAACACUAUGACACAAGCUACACAGCUUAUUGCUAUUCUUGCUCAGGAUCAGCCAAGUGUUUGAAACAUUAUGUAUAAAGAAAAGUAUCUAAAGAAAAAAACUUUCAGGCUUGCAAACUUUCUAACUUUCUAACAAACUUUGCAAGCACCUUCUGGGUGAGUGUUUAUUAUAGAGAGUAUUUUUUUUUUCAACUUACAUCCUAGAUCUGAAUUCGUGAACGGAGCCAAGUUUAAACAUCGGCAAAAUAUACGUAGACGCCUCAUAGUUGCCAAGUCCACUUGUUAUAAAUGACUUUAGGCUUGUUUUGUCUCAGAAGUCGCUUGUAAAACUCGUGGUUUGCUUUUUUUGGGCUUUCUUUUCUGUAUGUGUGAACCCCUCUGAUUUGAAGUUGAAGUUAUUGUUGGUUCGGCUCUCCAACACAGUUCAGCUUUCUCAUGUGGCCCCAUGUAAAAAAGUAAUUGCCCACCCCUUAGAUAGAGUGACCUUAAAUCCAGUUGAAAUCACCUCUCAGUGCCUUUAAGCUAAGCAGCUGCUCUUUGUUGUUAUUAUAUUCGACUCAGUGUGCAGUGGUACUUUUCCAUUCAACAAGCCCUCAGCAAGAGGGUCAAUUACCACAUUCUUCCCAUAUCAUCGGCCACCCCGUCAACACAAUUUCCUGCAAUGCAUCACACGCAUUCAUGCACCAAUCAGGAUUUUGCACCAUUUCUGUUACAGUCUUAUAUUAGUUUGUGGUUUUUGGAAAAGAUUGAAGUUGAAAUAAGAAACGUGUGUUCAAUGUGCAGAAUCAAAAAGUCUUGCAGGUGAAUCUCAACUUCAUAUGAACUUAACAGUCUUCCCAGUUCUUUUAUAUUGAGUCUGUAAUAUUGAUAAACCUUAAAGAUGUGUUUAAAGAGUAGGAUUACUAAAGUAUUUUAAAAACGACCUUAAAGAUGAAAUGAAUGAAAAGACUGUUUAAACAAACACACUUGACUGUAAUGUGUGAGUCAUUUUAGCUGAUAAGAUUUAUUUCUCUUCUCUUUAUUCUGGCUCUAAUGAAGUCUGUUAACUUGCAUUAGCCGAUUUUGGCUCAGAAAAUGCAAGUGUCUGUCUGGUGAGGUGGUCUUAAGUCUCAACAUUAAUCCUCACAAGCUGGUGUGUGACUGCACACACAAGUGAACUGUUACGUUGCAUGUCUUAAAGCUGCUGGUAGACUUUAUUGAAGUGUUGCCUGAAUACACACACCGGGGUGCUUGAAAGAUAAUGUCGCUGUCAUAUACUGUGCGUGUUUAGUUGCAGCUCUUCUGUGUGUCUAAUAGGUUAGUGUUAUGCUGUCUUGAGUAUGUGUGUGAGUGUGUGUUUUGCUGGAGAGUGUUGUGUUUAUGUGUUUCAGCAAUGGUACACUGCCACCAUGAACCUGCUGGGGACCUGGCUCACUGAACGCAUGGAUCAGCAGCUCCACGUCUACCAGCUGAAAAUCCUCAUCAGGAUUACAAAAGUAAGAGGGAGGAAACACACCUGCCAGGUUGAUGAACAUAGCAGAGGGAGAGGUGCAGGGAAAACUGAGCAUCACUAUCAAAGCAGAGAGGCAUCCUGUAGGAACUUCUGUAUAAUAUUUGGACAUUUUCAUCAUGUGUGAGGGUUGUUUUGUGAAAGAAGUGAAAAGUAAUAGAACUUAUUCCUCAGUUUUCUCUGUGUUUGACCGUUUUCACUUAAAUAAAGUUCUCCUUUGACGCUAGCGCAGGUUUGGAAGCCUUCAGGUACAGUAUGUAGUUAACAGCACAGCAGCACAGAGAAGAUUUGAUAGAAAUUAAAUGUAAUAUUUUGAAGUACGUAUGUUUAAAUAAUUUAUAUUAUCAGCUGAAUGUAUGUAUAUAUUUGCUUACGAUGAGCCUUGUAUUUGUAAAUAGGAACAGUUCUUGCACCUUCGUCUUUUUUACAGUUGCACAGGAUAGACAGAAGUCAAAACAUACUUCAUAAGUUUUUGGAUGUAGUGAAUGAGCGCUGAAUGGAAGACUAAAAAAAGAGAGGGGUUGUUGGGUGAAAAAGACUUUGUAUCCACUGACGUUUUAGAAAGUCAAAACCUGAAUAACGUGAGUUUGUCAUACAGCACUUGUCGUUCUUUGUAGGAGCUUAUUGUCCUCAAAGACCACUGAUGCUUCACAACCUAUUAGCUCUGAUGACGGCUAACAUUAGCUUACAGUAUUCCUCUAGUCAACGUAAACCCACGCUUAUAAUUGGCUCAAAGUUACAACUACCUUUUUGAAGAGCUACAGUACACAACAAAAAAGGCAUAAAAUCCUAGCUAGAAUAAGGUUUGCUAAAGUAGUUAAAGCUGGCACUGUGUUAGCAGUCAUCUAGUAGUAGAAAAAAGAUUGUUGCUAAUUUCGUAUUUUGAGAUAUAGCCACUCCUUCCUUUCAGAUUAAAUUAGGGUAACCAUAAGUCCUCUUUUACCUGGACAUGUCCUCUUUUUUGGGGGGCUGUCCAGCCUUGUGCGGCUUUGUCCAGGGGAGUUUAAAAAGUCCUUUAAAUGUCCAGGGUUUUGUAUGGAAGUUUUGAGUUUGCGUCGCUGGACUUGCUCAGUUUGAAGUGCGUUAAAAACACUUGAUCUAACCCGAGAAACUCUCAAAAUUAACUACACGCGACGCCGUGACUCUGCCCCCUGCGUAGUCAUGUCCUCUUUUUGGGUAUUCAAAAAAUAUUGACACCCAAACAUACACCCAUGCUUGCAAUUAGCUAAAAGUCACAGCUACCUUUUUGAAGUAUUACAAUAAAGAACAAAAAUGGAGUAAUGUCCUAGCUAAAAUAAGGUUUGCUAACGCAGUUAAAGCUAGCACUGUGUUAGCAGUUGUCUGGUAGUAGAUAACAGAUUGUUGCUAACUUGGUGUUUUGAGAUAUGGCCACUCAUUCCUCGCCAGUUGUAAAGCACUUUAAUAAAAAAGGAUUAUUAGACUUCUUAACUUUAUAGGGUUACCAAGUGGAAAACAGAAACAUAUUUUAAAAAGGUUUAAAUUUCCACCCUGAGUGUCUGAGGAAAAAUCUCCCACGUGAUACCAAAACAGUGUAAUGAUUUAAAUAUAUUUUAUUUGCAGUUAAGAAUCCCUCACUGACGUAACUUUGUCCUCCUGCAGAAAAAGUACCGGGACUUCCGCCUUCAGGGUGUCCUCGACUCCACCCUCAACAGUAAGAUGUAUGACACCGUGCGCAACAGGCUGACCUUGGAAGAGGCCACCGCUUCAGUGAGAGAAGGAGGCAUGCAGGGCAUCUCCAUGAAGGACAGCGAUGAGGAGGACGAAGAGGACGACUAGAGCCCAGUACACUGAACCACCCUCACCCUGAUCCCCCUUUCACACUUUUGACUUUAGCCUGGUUACCGAUGCAUGUACCAACUCAGAUAGCCACUCUAGGACCUCUUUGUCAGCUCGAAAUGCCUAUGAAGGAACUAUUAACUAUAAAAAUAGUACUUAUGCUGAGGAAAAUCUAAAUAAAAAUGUUUAAAAAAUAACCAUGAUUGGCAGUUUAGCUGUGUCAUGAUAAAGAUAGCACCUAUCUUUGAUUCAGUCAUUUCUAAAUUCAUUUCUAUGUGUUACUAAGCAAUAUGGAGAACCAUUUGUUUGACAAUGUUGAGUGAGAUUAAAUAGGUGUGUCCCUGUCCAAUGCAAAACCUAUAUGGCGCUUCUUUGUCGUAUUCUACAUUCAUUAAUGGUACAUUGUCGUGAUGAUGAGUGUGUGGACCCUUUUCUUUGUCUUGUCUGUUUUUAAGUGAAUGCCAACUGCUUCAAACUGAAAAGAAACCUCUGUAUUUGUUUACGGCUGUUACAGAAACACUGUCGUCUACUCACUGUUCUCAACAACAUCGACAGUAAGUCUAGACCUGCAUUUUUAUCAUGUGUCGAUGCUAUGUGAUCUUAUCUCAAUUACUAAUUAGGAAUCUUGAACUUCAACGAGUGGGUAUUCUAGAGAUGCAAUAUUCUCAUAGCUCCAUUUUGAUAACCUGGGAGAUUCUAUUUUUAUUUCAACAUUAAAAGGCCUCGAAACAGGUUCUAUUUUAAUUGAGUUGCACUUUUACAGAGAAAAGAGCAAAAAAACGAUUUUUUUUAUUGAAAAAAAAGUUGGUCUGUCUUUGUUCUGUACUUGUGUAGAAUGAGAUGUCUGGCAUUUGUUUGGGUCUCACUGUUGUUUUGUAUAUAUUCUAUAAAUAUAUAUAUAAAUAUAAAAUGCUGUACAUUGCAUUCUGAGCCAUUGCUGCAUGCCUGUGGGUUCCCACCCUCCCCAAACGCUUUCUGUUUUCUGUGUGAAUUAGCUGGUGGAUUCAUUCUUGCUUUUGCCUUAUGAAAGCCAACAGUUGUAAUAUGCAAGAGCUGUGGCCUCUAAAUAAAAAUUACUGUACAUGUGCAUCC
Molecule: messenger RNA, 82252 nt
Organism: Xyrichtys novacula (pearly razorfish)
Lineage: Eukaryota; Metazoa; Chordata; Actinopteri; Labriformes; Labridae
Source: the annotation of a GenBank genome assembly